AUGUCUAGUCCAUGUGAGAGGGGAGGGGUGGACCUGGCAGGGGGUGGGUCGGGAGGGGGAGCCCAGCCCAGGCAGGCACUGUGUCUUGGCAGCGAUCCAGGGGAAUGUCCUGUCGAUGUCGAGGCAGGGGCCGGUGGGGGCCUCCCUCUCCCUUUCCCCUUAUGUUGGCUAAUUGGAGAGACGUGAGGAGGCAUCAUCACAUGUAGAGGACAGAGAGAAGCUGGACUAACCGCACUGUUUCUGUCAGACUAUUAGACAGUAGGCAGUGCUUGUAAUGUCAUUACAACUUACUUACUUUAAAAAAUCUCUUUGGAUAGCCAAUGUUUGUUUGCCGUUAUUAUGUCGAUAACUAAGUUAUAUUAGGCUACAUGCUGUGGGAUAAGUCAAGUGUGUGCUAAGGCUUUUCCAGGUCAGGUUGAGGCUUUGUUUAUUUUGAGCAUACCUGGCAAAUCCCCACCUGCAUCUUCAUUGAUGCUUGUCUGAAUCAGCCCAGUGACAUGAAUGGCAUUCAUACUUGGCAUAGUUUGAUUGCGUAGUGUUGACAGUGCUUUAGCGCACAUUGCAAUUGAGAACUUGUUUGUUCACUUCACUUUUGAAUGGCAAAAUAUUUCAACAUUGACUUGCAUUUCAGGUUGGAGUCCAUGUUUCCAUUUAGCCUACAUGCACGUUAGCUGUUUUACUAUACUUCAUAGAUUUUCCAUGAGUUGAACACUAAAUUACAAUCAGCUUUUGCAAUAGGCUACUUAUGGGGUAACUUCAGUACCUUGAUAAGAUGGCCUACUUGUCCUAUUAGACAUUAGCUCAAUUUCCCAUCCAUCUUGUCAGCCAUGAAGGAUUCAGUAAGUUAUCACACUCCCCCCUACAUCAGCAGGGACCCAGCCAGUCUCUCUCCUCACAGCAUCUUUCAAACACAUCAGAUCUGAGCAUGCUUUGUUCCCCCCCAGCUAAACAAAGUGCUUAGAUUUCCUCUUUCUCAGACUUUGUUGUGCUUUCUGCUUUUUUCUUUUGACAGAUUCUGUCUCUCUGCUGUGGUUGGCAACAGUGAAAGUCAGGCAGUCAAUGUCAGAGCAACCUUGAGGGAAUGCAGUCAACUGGCUCCAUUCAGGAGACCAACCCUAUACUGUUUGUUUGCUUUUUCUUCUGUCGAUUUCAUUGAGUCCUCGUGGCUUGGACAGUUUUAUUAGACUAUAGUAGUAGUGAAACUGGAAGAAGGCAUUCCAAUGCCUAAAUAGUAGAUACUAGAGUCUUUGCAGCUUUAGCGCGACUCACAUUCAUCUUAGUCCUGAUUUUUUUUUUUUGAAGGGCUAGAUCAGCUUUAAUAUUGCAGAUUGAUUGUAACUUCCAUCAAUGUAAUUGUCUGCAUCACUUCCAAUCCCCCAUAUGUUUUUUUUACGUAUGCAUGCAAUGUUUUUAUUGCAUGCAUACAUAUAAAUACAUAUCCUUUUAAAAAUAUAUAUUUCCCUUUAUUACUUUCCAACCCCACCACCCCUUCCCUAAUUGGAGUAAACUAGUGAACAACAAGGCUUAAGCCUCUACUUCCAGCUUAUACAUACUAUAUACAUUUUAUGGACACAGUCAAUUUUAUAAUAAUUCUAUUUUGUUUGUUUUUACUCCUGAACUUCCUCUACCCUCAAUCAUUUUCAUGAUGUCCAUCCGGUUUGCUACUAUAUGCCAUAUCUUUCUAACUGUGCUCUUUCACAAAAGCUCUCAACCUAUAACCUAUAUACUUAUUAUGGACACAGUAUGCUUUACGUUAGUUAUCUUGUUGUUAUUAGUCCCAUCCUUCAACUCCAUUCAACACCACCCAUCUAUCUCUUAACACCAUCCAUAUUGGAUUUCUAUUUGCCAUAUAUUUUUCAACUGUCCUGUGAUGUUUUACAAAAGUUCUGAACCCUUCUAUUCUCAUUGUUUCUACAGAUUGUAAUUUGAAAAUAAACAUUUUUGCUAAAAGUAUUAUUAUAUUAUUGAUCGAUUGACUAUGGUUUUUCAGAUCACCCAGUAGUGCUAUCUGCAGGAUUAGCUCCAGGUAAAUAUUGCAAUCCUUUAGCCAUUUCUGGACCUGUGUCCAAAAACAAGCUACAAAUGGACAGUACCAAAAGACAUGAUCUAAUGAUUCUGUCUCUUCGCAGCAAAAUCUGCAGAGCUGGGAAGAUUUUAUCCCCCAUAUAAAUAACAUUCUGUUGGUAGCAAUAAUUUUGUAUAAUAAUUUAAAUUGAACAAUUCUAAUUUAUGAAUCCGGCAUCAUUUUGCGUAUCAGUUCAUAAACACUAUGCCAUGGGAUCGGUACGUCAAAAAUCUCUUAAACUAUUUUGCAAUCUAUAUGGGACGGCUGUCAAUCCUUUGGUCCUUAAAUGAAACUGGUAUACUUUUUUAUUUAUCACAAUUUUCUUUAACCAAUUAUGUUCUUUAAUGCAGGGCCGACAGACAAGUUCCUUACUUUUUCCCCCUUGCACUUUCCUCUUCCAUUUUUGCGGUAAAGCUGCAAUUAUUUGGUUGUAAUUUUGGGUAGAGCAGACAUUUCCAUAUGUUUUUGUCCUGAGAAACUUCUUGAUCUGGAUAGUUAACUUGAAGAACUAUUAAAAACAACCUCAUAGCAUUAACAAAAGCUGAGUUUGUAAAGGUUGUGAACCAGCUAAUGUUCCACUCUGUCUUGAGUUGAAGUAGAGUGACUGUCUCACAAAUAGACCCACUGUCUCACAAAUAGACCCACUUUUCUCUCACCUCUCCAGUGGCCUAUGUGGCUUGUCAACCCAGCUAUAGUACAAGUUAUCAGAGUACCGUGCUCAACUAAGAGCUUUUCUCAAUUACCGUUAUGGUCAUGUAACUCUCCUUAGCCUUAGAAAAAAGUACUAGGGUACUUUCCCUUAUUGAGUGAGUCACAGCCCACAAUCCACAUUUCUCUGGCAGCUUAGGCUGCGUUCAGACAGCCUAAUUCUGAUCUUUUUUUCUCUCCUUUUGACCAAUCAGAUCAGCUCUGAAAAAGAGCUGAUGUGAAAAGACCAAUUAGUGGGAAAGAAUAUCAGAAUUGGGCCGCCUGUCUGAGCGCAGCCAUUGACAGCCUUGUCCAUUGGCCAAGUAUAGAAACUGACAGACUCCCCAUGCCGCCUCUAUACACUGCAAUAUGCUCAAUAGUCUAGUCUAUAUGCCUUUGGCACAACAUAAGCUUUUUAUCAUAUUAAGUUGUGAUUUCUUUACCUAAUGAACCUGCCAGAACAUAAGUUCCCUAUUGACUUGGCGAGGAAGCAGCUAGCAAAGACAUUGAGGUCUAAUAAAUUCUGAAAGAGAACUUCAAAGGAGUUUUAUUCUUAGCUUUCGUUGUGCUCUCAACGCCGCCAGCCAGCAACCAAGAGUAUGAAAAUCACCACCCUCUUUUCCAUUCAUUGAGUCAGCCCAGCAGCAUAGUUGAGAUAGCUGUUGUUGUUCCCACUCAUAAUGGCUGCAUAUUGCACUGGUGACUGGAAUGGGCAUAAUGCUCCAAAACUGAAGAGGUUGACACUUUAUUACUUCAUUUGGGGAAUUUACAGGCUUGUUUUCCCAUCCGUUGGUGUUAAAGCUGCAAUGAGCAAUUGAAACAAUAACAAAGCCAACUCCCCACCCCUGUUUCGGUAAAAAGCUGAGGGAUGGGACUGGAUAAAUGUAACCACCCUCAAAUUCAUAGACUGUGCUAUGGAUGCAAGUACUGACCAGCCAUGAUUUCAAAAUUAUAGUUUUAACCAUGUUUUGAGGCUAAAUAUUGUUUACAUUUACUUUGUUUACAAACAUUGGAGUAAAACAAGCUUAUAUUUUGGGUUCUGAUGUGGUACGACAGUUAAACUAAGCUCAUGAGGCAUUUAUACGUUUUAUAUUUUUAAAGAAUCAAUGGGGUACAUUUAUAAGUCCAAAAAUGUAUAUAGCAACUGCUGAUUGCCCCUUUUAAGCUAGACUAGACUAAGGCUAGUGCCAGAGCUGGCCGAAAGCAGUGCACUAUAUAGGGAAUAGGGUGCCAUUUCAGACACAGCCUAAGACUACACUAGUCUCCUCAGUCUUUAAUGGUGGCUGUAGGAUUACUACUCUCCAGGCAGGUUGUGGGUAGCCGCCCUGGAUAAUGGCUGUGUAAAAGGGCUCAGGAGAGCUGUGGCUUUCCUAAUGCCUGGCUGCAGGAAAGCAAAAGGAAGAGGGAUGAGGACUGUGGUGGCUUCACCCCCCCCCCCCUCUCUUCCCUUCCUCCUCCUUUCCUCCAUGGCUUUGCUCCGUUCUUCGUUCGUGCAGUGGCGCCGUUAGCCAGAAGGGCUACAGAACACCUGUUUGCCUUGGGGCCAUCAUGGCAACCUUGGCCCUGUGUCAGGGACGUCUAGCUCUGCUCUGCACACUGCCCUACAGUCUUAGCCUGACUCUCUCUCUCUUUCUCUCUCUUCCCCCUGCUCUUCCCCCUCUUCUCCUCUGGCUUCCUUCCUUUCUCACCCAAGGUGGAUGGGUAGAAUUAAGCUUCGCCUUUCGUCUGUUUCUCGAUCUCUUUUCUCCGUAGCGCUCUCUUUCUCGCCUUCCUCCAUCUUGCUGCGUUUCGUUUUUUCCUCCCCAGUGAGCUUUCUCUCUCUUUUCUCUCUCCCUUCACAGAUGCUCUCCUCUCGUCUUCUUGGCCUGUCUCCCUCUCCCGACGGCUGUCGUUCUUAAUUGGUGUUGCUCUGCCCGUCUUUUCAUCCUCUGGUUUUCCCUCUACUCCUCCCCGGUGUGAUCAGCAGCUCCAGCAUCUCUCUGUGAACACGUCUCAGACUCCCUGUGCUGCUGUCGUCACACACACACACACACACACACACACACACACACACACACACACACACACACACACGUUAGUCCCUCUUAACAAGCGCUGCUAUUUUUGUGUAGCAGGUUCCUCAUAGACCGUAUGUCUUUCCUCUGUUAUGCUUUCUGUCUGCGUUGAUUCUGGUCAUGCGGAGUUUAUAUACCGCUCAGAGAUGGAAGGAAACCUUUGCAAUGCGACGCCUUUGAAUGCUCAACUCAGCAACACUUUUUAUCCAUAAACAAUUGUUAGUGUGCUAUAAAGCGGCUAAACAAAUCAAUCUUCAUAUACAAAGCGAGUGUAAUCCAAAAACGUGGAAAGGUGAAUUACAUGUAUCUAGGCUAUAGGUCUUCCACAGUAUAUAACACCGGCAUAUGAUACUGUAUAGGCCUACUAGACCGGCGUGCCAGGAAGGUUCAGAGAGCGCUGCUUCACCAGAACAUAUGUCAGCUAGUCUCUCUCUGUGUGGAGUGCCUCUGCCAGGCAGGUGUAACUUGAUCCCCAACCAACCUGACGUGUCAGCCUGACUCUGGGGGUGUCAGCAGCUCAGUGGAGACAGACAGGAACAGAAGGGCAAAGUCCCACUGCCCUUGUCAUUUCCCCUAAGCUGGUGCCCUCUCUCUGUCUGUAUCGCCAUCUCUCUCUCUUUAUCUCGCUUGCUUCCUGUCUCUUUCUCUCUUGUUCGGUCAUUAGACAACUAUCCUAUUUGACAACCUAUACUGUACAUUUCUCUUUCUCUCGCUUUUCAUUCUCAUCUUUUGCUUUUCUCUUUCUUCCUCAGUCCUCACCUGGCUCCCUUGAGUGUAAUUAGAAGUGAGAAGCACCAUCCUCACCUCCACCCGUUACGACUGUCCUGUCUCUGGAGGGAACUCCUGUGAGGAGGAACUCCUGGAGCAGACAGAGCGGUUGCUUCAGUGUCAUAGCUGGAUGCAGUACUGUCUCGGUCUUAGUCGGCACAAUUUUGCUGCUUUUUGGGGUCUUUUCAGAUUAGGCACAGCUGCUCGUUAAGUCUUCAAAUUGUACUGUGCUUUCUAGGAUUAGAUUGAAUGGCAACUAUUUUGGGUUUAGUGUUAGACAGUUACAACACUAAGACACUGUUAGGGACAGAGCACUGGCACUGUGCUGUCAUGUUAAAUCUCUGGCUCAGACCAGACUAGUAUAACAUUGACUUGAAUGGGGAUGCCCGUUCUAGUUAAUCUAUUUCUAUGAAGGCUGUAGGGCACAUUCAGCACACUAACAAUAAAUUAUUUUGAGCUAGUCUGUGCAGCGGUGCAGAAAUUGAUAUCUGUAACAUGAUAUCUUGGGAAAAGCCUACACAGGCUAAAUGUUUUAUUUAACCUUUAGUUUGACAGGGAGUCAUGCUGAGACCAAGGUCUCUUUUACAGAUGAGCCCUGUAAUUACCAAAAAUAUAGGUUACACAUCAAUAAAUUCACAUUAGUGAACUUUAGGUUUAGAUUUCAAUGCUUCUCCUAUGGAUGAGUGGGGCGCAGUAGCACAACAGUGAACAAUGGCUUGUUAUGAUCUUGGAUACAGGAACACAGUCAGGUGGUUGUGCUGUACAGCGUGGUGUGUUAGUUCAACCUCUACUAGCCUGCUACCAAAAUAGACUGACCGUCAUUCUUAAUCCGUUUACUUAACCGUGUAUUUUCUAGGAAAUGAGGUAAAUAAAUAAAUGUGCGUGGUGUAGUAUUAUUGUCAUAACCCCUCCCCCUCUUCUGAUCUCCUCUGUCAUAAACUGGCUCACCAGAUGGGCUAUGUAUGGGAGAUCCCAUGUUAUUAACAGCUAGGACGGUGGUAGGCUAGUAGGCACUAAGCAGUAGAUGGACUGAGUGGGAGGCUCUAUUUCGGAAAAUUCCAGCACACAAAGGGUUCCGCCGGAUAUUUUUACAUCCCGAUCCAAUUCCCCUCCUUCCACCCCUUUCUAUUCUGAGGGUAAUUUCAACAUUCAGAACAGUGCCAGCUAGCCUAAACCCCCCCCUUUUGGACAGGUGCCAAGGAAUAUCCGAGCAGGGGGGAUGGUGGUGGGGAGAGAUGCCAGUUAGACUGACGGGGUGUUGUGAUUGGUCGAGGGGGUAGUAGGGGGCAGAUGAAGGAGGAAUGGUAGCCUAUGGGGUUGUUGGAUUGUUAGCGCCGUGCAGGAGCGCUGGUCUGGUUAAUAGGCAGAUCUGAGAGAGGAGGCACUAUUGAGCACCUACUUAUUACCAGGCAGAGAACCAACCAGCCUUUCUGCCCAAUUAGAUACUAGUGCACCACACACACUGUUCCCUCUAUAAUGAAUAGGAGUCUGAUAGUGUGUUUUACUGUCCUCCCUCAGUCAUUACAGCUAGACAAGUCCUCUGUCAGUAUUCCCUACUGUUAGGCAGUAUACUAGCUGUACUGUAGAUUGACAGUUGUUAAUGGCCAUGCUUGCCAAUUUCUUUCUGUCUCUUGUCUCUCUUGCUCUCUCUCUCGCUCUCUCCCCCUCGCUCUCGCUCUCUCCCCCUCGCGCUCGCUCUCUCCCCCUCGCGCUCGCUCUCUCCCCCUCGCGCUCGCUCUCUCCCCCUCGCGCUCGCUCUCUCCCCCUCGCGCUCGCUCUCUCCCCCCCGCGCUCGCUCUCUCCCCCUCGCGCUCGCUCUCUCUCCCCCCCCUCGCGCUCGCUCUCUCUCCCCCCCUCGCGCUCGCUCUCUCUCCCCCCCUCGCGCUCGCUCUCUCUCCCCCCCUCGUGCUCGCUCUCUCUCCCCCCCUCGUGCUCGCUCUCUCUCCCCCCCUCGCGCUCGCUCUCUCUACCCCCCCCUCGCGCUCUCUGUGUCAGAACAUGGCUGUCCCUAUGGACACUCCUCCCCACCAUUACUCAAUCUCAGCCUGCCUCUGCCUGUCACUUUGAUUGACAGUUCCCUUCCCCUACCAACAGGCAACACACCGGGAGGCGGGCCUGUCAUUACUCUCCUGUCAUUAUUAUGAUUAUUCAUUAAUGUAUUCAUAUUCAGGCCCCUAUGGACACUGUCUGCAGACACUUUUUCUGACUGUCUAAGUCUGGCGAAACUCACUGGCCGCUCUGCUACAGCAGUCAGCGCCAGUGUGUGUGUCAUUCACUCAGGCACUGAGAAAAAUGUGUGUUUGUGCCCUUCCUAUUGCUGAGGACAGAGCACAAUGGCCGAUUGUGCAUGGCAGGCCUGAGUGUGUGUGUGUGUGUGUGUGUGUGUGUGUGUGUGUGUGUGGAGGCAGUUGAAGAGGAUGGUGAGAUCCCAGAGUCCCAGGAUAGCAGGCUGGAUAUGCGGUGAGAGGAACACCCAGUCAGUUGGAAGCUGUCAAGUAGUAUUGACCACUGAGUUUUCCCAUUGGCCAGAUAAUAACCAGAAUGUCUACUAUGAGUGGCACUUACCUAGCUGGCAACACUGACCAGAUUGGAAUGGAUAACCGGCACUAGCAGGCUUUAGACACACACGUACGUACACACACACACACACGCACACACACACACACACAGGCUCCCCCAGUCCUCUACUCAUGCCUUUAAUAGUUUCCAGGAACCGUCACCAAAUUUCAGCCAAAACAAAUAAAGGCUGACAUAUACCUCUGGCUCUCCAGCUAUCUGAUCUCUCCUUUGGCUGCUUGGCUGGCGACUGGAGACAGACUUUGGGAAAUGCUUAGAGUUUGUUCUUUCUCUUUCUUUCGCUCUCAUUCUUUCCUUUUUUCUAUCUCUUUUCCCCUCUGUCAGUUUCCGGGUGACUCUCCUUUUGCUCCCCCCGCUACCCCCAGUCUCUCUCUGGCCAUGAAGGAAAUUGCAUUUAAGAAGCAACUCAGUGUGUUACUUCUGAAAUGCUGUAUGUGCUUGGCGUCUAAAAGUCUUCUCUGGAAAAAGUUUGCUAGCUCUGACAUUGACCUCUAAGCGGAUGAAAGGGAAAUUGUAGAUCUAGGUUACUGAACUUAAAGCCUGCUGCUCCUCUCUGCCCUGUUCUGAAAACCUGCCCUUUCUAUUUGCAGCUGAGAGAAGCUUAACAACACGAGAAAGAGAACCAUUUGAUGGAAGAAAAUAAAAAUAAAAAGCAAGAAAAGACCAAGAAGGAAGCUGCUCAGAAACAGGUGAGUGGUGUUAACUUUAUCUCCUCUCUCUCUCGCUGUCUUCGCUGUCUCUCGCGUCUCGCGUCCGUCUCUCUCUCUCUCUCUCUCGUCUCUCCUCUCUCUCGCUUCUCCUCUCUCGCUGUCUCUCUCUCUUGCGUCCGCUCUCUCGCGUCUCUCUCUCUCGCUGUCUCGCUCUCUCUCGUCUCGCUCUCUCUCGCUCUCUCUCUUCGCUGGCCUCUCUCUCUCGCUCUCUCUGCCCUCUCGCUCUCUCUCGCUCUCUCGCUCUCUCUCGCUGUCUUCGCUCUCGCUGUCUCGCUCUCGCUGUCUCGCUCUCUCUCGCUGUCUCGCUCUCUCUCGCUGUCUCGCUCUCUCUCGCUGUCUCGCUCGUCUCUCUGUCUCGCUCUCUCUCGCUGUCUCGCUCUCUCUCGCUGUCUCGCUCUCUCUCGCUGUCUCGCUCUCUCUCGCUGUCUCGCUCUCUCUCGCUGUCUCGCUCUCUCUCGCUGUCUCGCUCUCUCUCGCUGUCUCGCUCUCUCUCGCUCUCUCUCUCUCUCUCGCUGUCUCUGUCUCUCUCGCUGUCUCUUUCUCUCUCGCUGUCUCUUUCUCUCUCUCUCUCUCUCGCUGUCUCUUCUCUCUCUCCUCUCUCUCUCUCGCUGGCUGUUUCUGUCUUUGUCUCAUUCUAUCUCCUCAAACCGAGUACCUCCUUCCAAAAAACGUUUACAUCAGACUACACCGACCCCCCCCCCCCCCCCCCCUUCUCCCUCCCUCCUCUCCUCCAUUCACUUCUGUUCCCCAGGUAGGUGUGUUCAGUUCAGUAUAGUCGCUAUAUGACUGUGAGUGUGGGAGUUCCUCCCUAGCUUAUCCUCAUGGAUUAGCCUAGAGCCUGUAACCCUGCAGGCAGCUCACUGCCAGGUGUAUGGACCCUAUUUAAAGACAGAUUAGAGCUGGACUCCAUGGCUCAAGGGAGGCUAGCACACUAGCUACACACACUGCUCUGUUGGAAACACUAGCCUGGCUCUGGUAAAUUGUCCAUUGUAUGCACAUGUACCAAGGAGAUGUUGUUCUCGCACAUAGACACACGCCAUUCAUGCACAUUCAUACAAUUGUACACACAGGCAUUUAAAAACACAAUGAUAUGCACAUGUAUUUAAAAACACACACACCCUAGAGCCCGACAGAUAAAUCGGUUGACCGAUAUUAUCGGUCGAUAUUAGCCUUUUCACGUAAAUAUUUGUUUCUGUCUUUAUUCCACAGAUAAAGCGCAGAUAUUAUAUACAUACAUUUUCAAUGGUUGCCUGAAGAGGGCGCUCUAAGAGCUUCUCAUUGAACAUCAUUCAGCCCUUCAUGAUAGAGUGGGCAUGGUGGCUUUCCACCACCAAUGAUGGCAUAUUAGAAUGAAUAAAUAAACAAAAGUUAGCUUCACCAAGAAAGGAGCCCUGUCCUCCUCAUAUGCUCACUUAGCUAGCUAUCCAGCAAUGAAGUUAGGCUCUAUCUAGCCAGGAAGGUAGUUAGCCUAGCUAGCUAGCAAUCUGUGCUACUUAUCUGCAAACAUUGGACUGGCCCCAAAGUGAACACUGACUCAUCCGUGAGCGUGUGACUAAAACCAGUGCGGCAAGCAUUUUCCUGCAUGAACGUUUUCAGUAAUCAGCGCAUUCCAUUUGCAGUUGAAAUAUAUAGCCAAUACAUUUUUUUUUUUUAUUGAAUAACAGUAUAAUUCACAUGAUGGUUUCAAUAAGAAAACAUUUUCGUAAUGAACAGCUAGCGCGUGCUUGUCAUAAGCUCUUAUUGCGAGGUUGCCAUAGUGUAUCGUUACAUGGCCUUUGACUGUUGUAAAGCGCUGUGGUGAAUCUACUCAAUACAUGCUGACGGUGACAUCUAGUGGCGAUAUUACGAACUCAUUCUUGUUUAUUAGUGCGCUUCAGCGCAAACACUUCUGCAUUCUUAUCAACUGCCAUAGAUGGACACAUCUUUAAGUUGUACCUAAGAAGGUCAACUGAACAAGUGUUUUGUAUUUACUUUUGUAUUAAUAGAGGAUAUAGUGGCAUUUUGGUGGUUAGCAUGUUCUUAAAUAAUGUUAAUUUAAUAGUUAGUUACGGAAUCAGUAUCUGUAACUUCUUUUCACAAAUUGUGCUCCAAAGGAUUAUGUUUUUCAAAAUGUCUAUUUUUCAUUCCACAGCCUGUAGUUAUCACGUUCCACUCUACUUCCACUAGCCAGCAGCCGUGCCAAGGCACUUUAUAGCAGGCGUUUACCCAGGUGGGCUUGUUUGGGUCUUGGAGACUGAGGCGUUUUACCCUGCAUGUCUAGACUGCCCGUUGUAUGUCUCAAUGUCCCACAUCCCUACAUUUUCAGCUAAUUUCAAUCGGAUUUUCAUUUAAGAUAUUUGGCCAGUCUUUGUAUGAAUAUGUGAUUGUGGGCUGCAUCCAAUUUGGCAGCCUGCAAUGUAAUGAAGUUCUACUGGGAAUAUAAUUUCUCAUGUUUACUUUGAUUAUGAGUUUGUUCAACAGUUUCCUUUCCUGUUGUGGAAAAGUACAUAAAUUCCUUCCUCUAAUGCGGUAAUUUUUUUGUUAAUGACCAACUUUUAUGACAUACCGUUUUGGUAGCGCCACGUUAAUCAUUGAACAAAAACAACUCUACGUUUACAGCUGUUGACUUCUCUCUCUGUGUCUCUGUCUGUGUGUCUUCUAGGCUGCUGAGGAGAAAACCAAAGGUGAGUGGAAUGACUAACUUCCGCUCCUAGCCGCAUAGCUUUUUAAAAAGACAUGCAAAUGAUUGACACACACACGGCCCUUAUCACCUCUGAUUUAAGGGAGUUGAUAUGAGCCGUAAAGGCGUAGACAUGCAGAUAACGGCUGUAUAGCAGCAGGUCCCUGUAGCCUACAGCUAACACAUCGAGUCAGUCCAGCGUCGUCUAACUAACACACACUGACUCCUCCUCUGAGCUCAGCAGUGCUGGCCAAUGAAGCGUGAGGAGGGCACCCAGAUGGGAGCUCCUAACAGUGGGGAGAGAGGGGUUGGGGGAUGGAGGGGGUUUGGGAGGGUAAGGAGUUCACUCAGUUCCGUGGGCGACAGUCUUUUAAGGGGCAUCUUGCCUUCUACGGUUCCUUGUUCCUCUCUCUCCCAGCAGCAUGUGUGCCUCGCAUCUGUAGUAUGUGAAGUAUGCAUGCUGUUUCUGCAUGUGUUCCCAUUUGUGCACGUCAAACGUUUCUUAUUGUAUUUAGCCAACGGAUUAGUCUAGUGUGUGUGAGAAAUGUGUCAUUGCGUGUGAACAAGCCUAGGUGUCAUUGUUAGUGCGUAUUAGGCAGAUGGGGCCAGGGCUUUGGUCCACUCUAAAGCCCAUUAGAGCAUCUGUUCAGGUUGCACUGGUCAGCACCUCGCCCUCUAAAAGCUGUGUGUGUGUGUACUGUGUGUGUUUGUGUUACCAGGGAUUGGCCCCAACACACCCCAGGCGGUCUAACAGCUAGCUAACAGCCCUAGCCAAUAGCCAUUGGUGUUUGGCCCGACGUCCGUUGGCGUUUUGUAGAGGUCAAUGGCACUUUCUUGACCUCUGACCUCAUUAAGGUCUGCCUCAUUAUCUCUGGGGGGGAGACUCGGUGCUCCGUCUGUUGGUGUUGGUGAGUCAUCCAGUGAGAAGGAACCAUUUUAAGCGGAGGGGUGACGGAGGGCGUCUAACAGACUGAGGUGGUUAGUUAGAAGUCGGAUGACACUGAGGAGAAGUGUAAAAACAGAGAAAUAGGGAAAAAUGGAGCGAGGGAAAGGAAGUGAGUAGGAAAGAAAGUGGGAUGUGUGUAUUCAAGCAUCAGCCUACAGAGUAUAGGGCCAAAAAGGAACUUGUGGAGCUGAAACAACUAAAUUGACACAGUAUAGCCUACCUUUAAAGUAAGCAAGAGAGAGAAAAUGUUCUCCACUCAAUUUGCUACAGAGCCCUCUAAGUAGCAUAUGACUUACUUCAGUUAGCAUCCAUGUCACUAAAUAAGGUGUGUGUGUGUGGGCAAAUCAGUAUGCAGCUGUGAUGUCUCUCCAACCAUAUCAAUGAUCUCUCAUCACUCUCUCAAACACACACGCACUCGUUUGUACACCCACAACCCCCCAGCCUCAUCCCUUCUCCAAUCACCUCUCCAGCUUCCUCCUCCUCCCUUCCUCUCACGUUUCAAUUUGUUUGCGGUAAUCGAUCUUGCCUGGCUCGUUCAUAUGUAUGAAAAUUCGAUAAGGCACCGGCGCUGCGGAAUUAACUCCUGUGCCCCCCAUUAGCAAUGGAGGUCCAGUGAGACGGGGGACCAGCCACCAUCCUCCCCCACCCAGACAGUCCCUGUUGGGGUAGAGAGAGAGAGCCUCAGCCCUCUAUUAGCAUGGAGGGUAGGGGGACGCUGAUUAUUCCCCACAAUCAAACCCCUUCGUGCUGCACACACACAUAAUGCACCACACACACACCAUGCACCACACACACCCUCUACACCUAGCUCCCCAUCCCUAUUGGGACCGGGAGACUCAAUCCAGCUCUCCCUGUGAUUGGAGAAAAUGCUUAGUGUGGAAUUGCAAACAGCCCAGGCAAUGAUAUGCUUUCAAAGCCACUGCAACACUACCUUUCACUGUAUGCACACGCAAACCCACACACACAUCAUUAAAUAAGUUAUGAGAACACACGGAACUGGCUCGGCGUGACGCAAAUGCAAUUCAUGGAAACAGGUGGCGGCUUCUGAGUUUUUGUGAGCGAAAUCCGUCAGUAAUACCCGGGUACGGCUGACGCGUUCUUUACCCAGCCCUGGUGUAAUCAGAAAAACAGCGACUGCCUUUUUAAAGGGUUGAAGAACAAAAUGUAAUGCAUGUCAAUCGGUGUCAAUCUUCCAUCUACGUUUCACUUUAAGGCGUGGGCAUGCUUCAGUUCGGCUGGCUGCUAGCUGAAGUCAGCUAGGUGAACCGAACGAGUGUGCUUGCAAACUCCCUUAAAAGACCUUUGCUUGAAAAAUGAGAAAAAAUAGGUAAAGUACGUUUGUCCAUUUUGAGACGCCGUAGCCAGUAUAUACUUCCUUAAAAUAGUCCUAAUUAAUCUAAUAGCUCUUAGUCGCGCAAUUUUACAUCUAAGUAAGAUGUUUGGUGCAGUAUUUCUCAAUGAAAAAAUGUGCAUGAAACGGAGGAGUCUCUCGUUGAAUGACAACUCUAUUGAAGAAUCCCUAGUUGACCAAUCACUGACGAAGGGGCGUAGUCUUCGGCUUGCCCGAACAGACCAAAAAAAAACAUAACAACGUUCAAAAUGAACAAAAACGUCAGUGUCGUCAUAUUAUAUGCACAAACUCUUCCGAACUGUUUUCGGCCGUGAAGCAUGCAAACACCGUUACCCAUGCUGUUUUCUCCCCUUCCUGGGAGACACCUCUGCCCUGCUACCAUGGCGACCCACCACCAAUUGCCACGGUGACUGACAAAUUUACACGGUGUCACCACUGCGACAUUAUAAUAUGCAUAUUGGAUUAAUUUGCAAUUUCACAUUAAAUUAAUUGUGUCAACACUUUUUAGUCGGAUUUCAUGAAUCGCAAUCUAAUUGGGGGAUAAUUUACUUUCCCGUGGGGGGAGGGGCGCCGUCGCUUUUCUGUGUGUAACUGCAACAUUAAUAAAUACUCUGUAAAUUAAUAGCGAGUGAAUGGAUUCUGGUUUACGUCCCGUGGAUUAAUGGAUGCGAAAUAUAAUUGUUUUAUCUCUUCUCUUUGCUUGCAUGUCAAGUGGAUGGGGUUUAUUAGGGGUAGAGAGAGGGAGGGGACAAAGAGAGAGAUGAGGGGGGAGAGCGAGAGGAUCCCAAAACAAUGGCCCUCUCUAUUUUCUCCAUGUAUUCAUGUUGGAUUAUCACUCACACGCCGCAGACAGAAGAGGCAAUUCAAUACAUCCUCAGUUAUACCACAGCUGAGAGGGCUCAUGUCACAUUUAGAGGCAGAUUAAUAUAUAAGCGUAUGUGCUGAUAUGAAUGGCAUUUAAUGAAGAGGAUCCUUUGUAUGGAGGGGAGGAGAGCAAGACUGCCUGGUAUGUCUGGAAGAGGCGGCCCUCCUGUCUUUUGCUUCAGGUCACAUUCAGCCUCUUCAUGUCCAAACCACCACCACCACUCUGCCAUUUUAUGUGGGAAGACUGACAAAUCAUAUCUAUGUGGGAAGCAUAAGGCACGUGGAUAUAAGUGGUCCUUGAGCACAGAUCUAGGAUCAGCUUACCUUCUCCUCACCAUAAUGUGUAGAAAACACACAACUGACCGUAGAUCAGUCUUUGGGCAACCUCCUCCUACUUUGGAUAAACUGUAUGGAUAAAGGAAAACUGACUGAAUCGUAUCUAAGUGUGGGACUUUGGCUUAGUGUUAUCUACCCAUAGUUAACUGCAGCAAAUUCUAACAAGCCAUCUCUAUGAAUCGUUUCUAUAAUCUCCUAAAGCAUAUAGAGUGGAGAGAAUGGCUUGACACUGCUGAGAUGAGCCCUCUGCUCAUUAGUGUGUGUGUCAGGGCUCAGGGUGGGGGUCACAGGAGGCACACAGAGCAGAGGUGCAUUAGGCAGGGAGACAGUGCUCAUCUCCAUGGUGAUGGCCUAGUACCCAGGGAAGGGUGAGGGGUGGAAAGCUGUGCCUUUAAGUCUCUCUGUCUGUGUCUCUCUGUGUGUGUGUGGGGGGGGUCUCUGACCCGCUACAGGGUUUACUACUGACAGAUGGAACCUCAGACACCCCCACCCCCAUGGCACGCACUCACACAAGAGACUGUCUGGGUGUAUCCUAACAAGCAACCAUCAACACUCAAAGCUACUGCUCCUUCAGUACCUCUAAAGUCUAUAGUCCCUCUUAACCUUUAGUACAGGCCCAUCAGUCCUCUCAACUACAGUGGAUCCACUUAAACAAGACCACUAAACACAAAGACACCUCAUCGGUCAGAUGGUUUAGUUAAAUCUCAGUUACAUCACUUCUUUCUAAUGCAUUUCUUGGAUAUGAAAAAUAUGGCUUUUCGUGAAGUCACAUUUGAUUUUCAAUGAGAAUCAUGUAUGUAACCCAAUACAGGAGGCAGAUGAGCCUUUUCUAUAAUCCACUUCUAUGGGGUUGAGAUCUGGAGACUGGCUAGGCCACUCCAGGACCUUGAAAUGCUUCUUACGAAGCCACUCCUUCGUUGCCCGGGCGGUGUGUUUGGGAUCAUUGUCAUGCUGAAAGACCCAGCCACGUUUCAUCUUCAAUGCCCUUGCUGAUGGAAGGAGGUUUUCACUCAAAAUCUCACGAUACAUGGCCCCAUUCAUUCUUUCCUUUACACGGAUCAGUCGUCCUGGUCCCUUUGCAGAAAAACAGCCCCAAAGCAUGAUGUUUCCACCCCCAUGCUUCACAGUAGGUAUGGUGUUCUUUGGAUGCAACUCAGCAUUCUUUGUCCUCCAAACACGACGAGUUGAGUUUUUACCAAAAAGUUCUAUUUUGGUUUCAUCUGACAAAAUGACAUUCUCCCAAUCCUCUUUUGGAUCAUCCAAAUGCACUCUAGCAAACUUCAGACGGGCCUGGACAUGUACUGGCUUAAGCAGGGGGACACGUCUGGCACUGCAGGAUUUUAGGGAGGGAGAUUAUCAGUGGUCUUGUAUGUCUUCCAUUUCCUAAUAAUUGCUCCCACAGUUGAUUUCUUCAAACCAAGCAGCUUACCUAUUGCAGAUUCAGUCUUCCCAGCCUGGUGCAGGUCUACAAUUUUGUUUCUGGUGUCCUUUGACAGCUCUUUGGUCUUGGCCAUAGUGAAGUUUGGAGUGUGACUGUUUGAGCUUGUGGACAGGUGUCUUUUUAUACUGAUAACAAGUUCAAAUAGGUGCCAUUAAUACAGGUAACGAGUGGAGGAUAGAGGAGCCUCUUAAAGAAGAAGUUACAGGUCUGUGAGAGCCAGAAAUCUUGCUUGUUUGUAGGUGACCAAAUACUUAUUUUCCACCAUAAUUUGCAAAUAAAUUCAUAAAAAAUCCUACAAUGUGAUUUUCUGGAGAAAAAAAAUCUCAAUUUGUCUGUCAUAGUUGACGUGUAUCUAUGAUGAAAAUUACAGGCCUCUCUCAUCUUUUUAAGUGGGAGAACAUGUGUUCUACACACAGCCCUCCCCCACUAUAAACACGGUCACAUAUUAAAAUGCGUCCUCAUCACACAAUGGCAGCACGUAGCUAACCUCUGAAUGGACGAUUCCUAGAAACCUUCAAAGCCAGGCGCACUGUCCGUACCAACCAAUCACAAUGGCUCCUUAUGCACCAGGGCCCGCCCACUUGCCCAUCAUCCUUUCCGCUCAUGCUUUUUCUUCUCUUUCAGUAUAAUUAACCAUUGAGAUUGGGGGACAGGAGGCCAUAAUUACAAGUUUGGCGGAGAGUGCUUCUCCUCCAUUCAGAGGGUUUAAUGGAAUUUACAGUGUGUCGUUAUAAUGGUUUAUUUAGGGCCUCCCUAGUGGCGCAGUGGUCUAAGGCAGUCUUGUCCCAUCUGCCACUAGAGAUCCUGGUUCGAGUCCAGGCUCUGUCGCAGCCGGCCGCGACCGGGAGACCCAUGGGGCGACGCACAAUUGGCCCAGCGUCGUCCAGGGUAGGGGAGGGUUUGGCCGGCAUGUUCCCAUUGCGCACUAGCGACUCCUGUGGCGGGCCGGGCGCAGUGCACGCUGACUCAGUAGCCAGGUGUACGGUGUUUCCUCCACACAUUGGUGCGGCUGGCUUCCGGGUUAAGUGGGCACUGUGUCAAGAAGCAGUGCGGCUCGGUUGGGUUGUGUUUCGGAGGACGCAUGACUCUCGACCUUCACCUCUCCCGUGUCCGUACGGGGGUUGCAGCGAUUGGACAAGACUGUAACUACCAAUUCGAUACCACGAAAUUGGGGAGAAAAAGGGGGUAAAAUAUUUAUUUAAUUGACACUCAUUUGAACAUCAAAUAGUGUUUUUAAGGCUUUAGCGACCCCAAAGGAUCCAGUAUUGCAGUUUGUUUUCAUUAUUUUCUUUGUUUGCACUCCAUCUCUCUCGUUCUCGCACUCUCAUUUGCUCUCUUUCUCUAAUUCUGUAUACCAUUCUCUCUCUCUCUCAUUCUCCAUUCAUUCCAUCUUUCAUUCUCUCCCUUUACUGUGCCUCUCCCUCUGUGUGUUCCUACUAUCUCUCAAUCUCCCCUCCAAGUCAUUGGUGUAUGACAGUGUCACACGUAUCACCUGCUAUCUCUCCCAUCAGAUAUGCAGUUGAAUCUCCCAUAUCUCUCCCAAAUGAUAGCGCUAGAGAACUUGACUAGACAGCAUUUUCAUAUAGCUUUCUCUCAUCCUAGUGAAGGGAUUUGGUUUCCCCUUGCCUCGGAAAUCUCCCCCAAAGCGCUUUAGCGUUUGUUAUGGAUCAAAAACGAACUCUUCCCCCAAAAUGAAAAGUAAUGUUUUGCUAAAUCUUUGUUUAGAGCAGAGAGAUGUCCUCUAUUGUAUCGUAACCACCAUUCAUGCUCACACGCUCUUGCACACAGACUCACAGCUACUCUCUCCUGAGUACACUCUUUUUCACUGAGAGAGUUAUUAAAUGCAGAUUAUUCCAAAGAUGGCUACACAUUACCCAGCUGGCUAGAAUAACAACAGCAAUUUCACAUCAUAGUCUAGAUAGACUGUGAUCAUUUACACUCACAACAUAGUGCUUUAAUAGCUUUUUAAUUGUGUUGUAAAAGCACCAGUGUUGUCAUAAACAGAGGCUACUGGAGAAUAGAGUGGAACCACAUCACUACACACACCCACCCACCCACACACACGCACCCCAACCCCCCUCAGACACACUCGCAUAAUGUGGGAAUGUCCACACUCACAAUGUACACCCUCCCCCUACGUCAUAGAACCUGUGAUUCAUAGUGUGUGUGGUGGGGGGGGGGGGGGGCUGGAGGCUGCCGGCCUCUGUGAGCAAUAACAGCCCAGCAGUCCAUCUGCUUCCUCUAAUGGAUUCAGAGCAGCAGUGAACAAUGAGAGUGACUGAAUUGGAUGAACGAGGGGGAGGGAGCGCCAGAGAAAAAAGGGUGGGAGGGAGAUGGACAGGUUGAAGGGAGGGGGGCUGACACAGAGGGAGAGAAUGGAAUGGCUGAGCUGAGUGAGAAACGGAACAGGAGAGGGUGGACAUUGUAAAAGGCGAGAGAGAGGGAAGGCGAGCAAAAAAAGAGGAGCAGGGCGAAGGAGAGGGAGAGAGCCGAGGGAGGGGGUUGGUGGUGAGGACGCAGCACCCUGCCUGCUGAUUGGCUGUGACUGCGUCAGGCGGGCUGAGGCAGAAUUGGAAUCAGAUAUGUGCGUCACCAGCUGCCUGCUACAGCUCCCAACCAGCUAGCUCGCUACCGCUGCUGCAGGGGGCCAGCUCUGACCAGAGAGGGACGUAGAUCAGCAGGCUGUAUGAGUGGGAGGGGGAGAGAACCAAGGUUGUGUAUGCGCAUGUUUGAAAGUAUAUUGAGGUUGUGUGUGUCAGAGGCACAGGGGGGCACAGCUCAUGUGCAGAGGGUAACUCUGUUUAUAGAAACGGGGUUGGCAGUGGGACAGGCCUUUGGCAGGCAGAGGGAAUGCGUGGGCCUGCCUGCAGUGUUUGCUUUAACCCCGGCUGCUGCAACACAGGACAGCUAGUCAGCCACAUCAGGCCUCUACUGUUCACGUGUGGGAUUCUACAGUCACACACUGUUAGUUUCUAGUUCGAUAUCUCCGGAGCCACAACUUGGUCAACAUGAACAAAUGUCAUAAACUGCAGUUGUCCUAAUUGGUCAGACUGAUACGACCUCAAAUGUCAUUGUGUGCAUUUGUCCUUGUGUAUGUCCUUUGUGUGUGUGUGUGUGUCGUGACAGACAGACUCCUGACAGUGGCUCCUGUGUUCCCAGGAGAGUGAGAGAUAUGUUGCCUGGUUGCUAAUCUGCAUCUCUCCUGUGCCAAUCCCUUCGCUCUGUGUUUCUCCCCCGUCUUCUCUCUUGGCUGUCUGUGAUUCAGUCUUCUCUCUCUCUCUUCUCUUUCUCCCCCCUGAGGCAUAGCUGCCAGCCUGUUGUUUUUAAAACCAGCCUAUGAAUUCUCCUCUGUAGCCACCUAGAGAGUAUAGAACCACAACAAAAGUAUAUUCACCAAACUGAUGUAGCAGCUCAGUGCAACACUGAGGUCAUGAAGUAUUGAGAGACAAUAUGGCUGCCAUGCUGUUCUACUCAGCAUAGACAGUGAGCACACAUACCAUGUUAGAUAUGUAGGGUAUUAACCUCUUUCCAAUGCAAUUGCGUAAUGCGUACACACACACACACCUGUGCUGCAUAAGCCUUGGUGCGGACACACACACACACACACACACCUGUGCUCUGUCUAUUAGUUUCCACUCCAGUCCUUGCGGGUAGCUCUUAGCCUGUGCAGCCCCAGCCUCCUGCUCACCCAGAGGGCUCAGCUAAGCUCCUUUAGCUACAGUAGGCUGACACAGUAGCUCCCGCUAGUACUGACUGCUAAUACCACUCAGUCUGGGCAAGGCUUGAUUAGAGGGCUGUUCUCUCUGGGAAACUAAUAGUCAGAGGAAUGCAAAGGGUCAGGCAGAGGUGAGGUGUGUGUGUGAGUGUGUAAGAACCCUUCACACGGCAGAGGGAACCUGCCCUUUCAUGUUGCAUGGGCUGUCUGUCGGUGGUGUUCAAGCAUAGGGAAGAGUUUCUAUAUUGGCCUUACAUCUUAUUACUAAAACGGUACUUUGGAAAUGCUAACCAUGUUUUGCAUGAUCUCUCCUUAGUAAAUGAGGGAUAUGUGUUAUACGGAUGUCAGAUAAUUGGGGUAUAAUGAGAGUAAAGCCUUGCCAUCUGUACUCUAGGGUUAGAGGUCAUUGGAUCUAUCAACCUAUGAACAUCAGUUCAAAUCAACAUGUUCAAAUGAUCAUUGUGUUCAUGUCAUACUCCAUCAGGAAACCUCUUUCAACCAACAAUGUUGUCUUGUAAUGUACAGUGGAUUAGUGAUGUGUGCUGUGCAGCAUUAGCUAAUACCUUGCUUCCUGUGUUUGCGUCCUCCUCCAGUGCCAGAGCCAGUUAAGCCCAGCUCCGGCCCCCUCCACCACCCCACCACCUGUGUGAACCUGCCCCAGGCCUCCUCCUCAGUCAGAACCAAUGGGAAGCGCGCCCCCCCUAGCACCCAGCAGACGUCACAGCAGCAGACCCCACCUCAGCCUCCGUCAGGCCCCCGCUACCCGCCUCGUGAGGUGCCCCCGCGUUUCCGCCAGCAGGAGCACAAGCAGCUACUGAAGAGGGGCCAGCCACUGCCCGCCGGAGCCCUGAGUAACCUCACCGUUACCCCCGCCUCCGACCCACUCACCCCCGGUGCCCCUGCUUCUUCCACCUCAGCCUCUGCAGGCAAGCGCCACACAGGUCAGUUCCCUGCUUAUUGCGUCUUACCCUUGGCUAGAUCUCUGUCCUCAGUAGGAAUGUGGCCCUUUUCUCCGUGUAACUUGAUAGAGAAGCUGAUGUUACUAAAUUGGUCCCAUGAAAUGAAGUGUCACAGGUCAUCAUGGUAGAUGGAUGAGGCUGUUCAACACGGGGCUCUAGGCUGACCUUUACAAGGCGUACGUGUGUGCUUAAGUUUUAAAAAUGUAGGCGCAUACAAAUACAUUUAGGAGCGCAAUGAAUAGGAUUUGAGAUAGUAAAGCUAGAAUUGUAAAUUUUUCUAGGUGCACUGGUGCUCCUAAAUAAAAGUUCCAGAUCGCACAGCAAAAUAUUUGGCCGCAUAUGCGAGUAAAAUGGUCUCAGUGUAGAGCCCUGCAACAUGUUGAGAAAGAAUGGGGUGAAUUGCAAAUUCAUAUGAUGUGUCCAUCAGUGGGUCAGUCCAAAAACCUUGGUGUUACUCAGUGCAGGCAAUAUUACCCCUGUUCUCUCUCCAUACUGACACUGACAUUAAGGGAUUGAUGAUGAUGAUAGUGUGCUACUCUGAGAAUCUCCUCCACUCUGACCCAUUGGUUCAACUGUUUUCUACAGGGUCUCUGUGCACUGCAAAGAGGCUUUAGCUUGACGCUAUUGAAAUAUGGCUGUGAUGGUGUUUAGCCACUGAGUGGGUGUACUGUGGAGACUAGAGAGCACUCAGGACCUCUACUGCCCGCGGUCACCUUUUAAUGAACUCACCAGCGACCGUGUCUGUGGACUGCAGAGAAACCUGUCAGGCCCAGAGACCCACUCUGCCAGUGGGCUUUAAUUUAGAGCGAAAGAGAGAGUGUGUGAGUGGACAAAUAAUAUGAGCCUUGAGUAAAUAACGCUCAGCGUUGUUUUUCCUCCAGUGAGGGAGUGAAGGCACGCUGUCUAUUCAAGCUAUCUGGUGAACCACAGUAUAAUAGCCUACCGUCUUCCUUUAUAUGCCUUAACCCUGCAGCUUUUCUCUGAUGACCACCAGUCUUCACAUCCCAAUGGAAGGUAUUUCAACCAACACCUCUAGGAUCUAUUCUCUUUAUUGACAUGGUUUACCUCCAUGUUAAAUGCAGAACAUACACAGAUAACCGCACCAUGAAUUGUUAUACGACACUUAGAGGAAGAGACGGAGAGAGACUGAGGAAGAGCUGCUGCGGCGUCUGUUCGCAUACUUUUUUUUUUUUUUACACUCUCUCUCUUACUCUACCUCUCCAUCUCUCUCCCUCUCUUUCAUCUCUCCUCCUCCUCCUCCUCCUCUGUGGUGCUGUCUUCCAUUACUGACUCACAUGUUUACUCUGAGGGGGCUGCCUGCAGCACCAGAACAAGCAGCUUCACUGUAAACAGAAUUUCUCUGCAGAGCCCACACACACACUGAUGGUCUGCUGUCCUUUUCUCCAACUGACUGGCUGGACAGCUCUCCCAGGGGCCCUCUGCAGAACACCGCCCCAGGCAGGAGAGGCCCAAGCUGGGGAAGGAUUUUAGUCCCUGGGGCUUCUGAUCCACUGUCUUACCCUCUGGCCGUCUGCGUUGGCAUACUGUAAAUAGCCAUCGGCCAAAGCCUAGUUUUCUACUGCUGUACUCUACUGCCAAUUAUGGAAAGAGAUACAGCAUUCGUUUUGGCACUGACAGUGAGGAAUACAGAUUUGGGAUGGAUGCAGUCUUGAGAAGCAUGCAUUUGAUUUGGGUAUCUAGCAGCACUCUCAGUUUUAGGAGAAGGAGAAAAAAAAAUCAUGCAAACAUGGGCCAAUCUAAUAUGUCCCCAGGCUGAAUGUGAGACACUAUGUAUGUAGAUGAGCUUUGGUUUUGGGGUCAGCUUCCAUUUGACCUCCCUGCUAGUGAAGUCAUCAUGGUUCAGAGGGUACACAGAUGACACAGGCGCUUCCAGCCCCAGAGGCCUGCUGUGACUGGACUACAGGGGUCAGUGAGGGGAUCCACUGUUACUGCCUUGACCCAGUUACAUCCUCUCACAUCUGUCUGCCCACAGGGCCAUCUGGCUAUACACACUGUAGUUCUGGAUAGUCACAACACAAUCAACCAAUUCAAUAAUGAAUUAACUUUAUCUGACCAUUUUAAAAUACACGUGACUCGAGUGAGAUAACAACAAUGCAUCAAAAAUCAUAAAGGACACAAACGCGUAAGUCAUAGGCCUAUUUCCAUUGUGGUCCUCAUUAGACACAACCCACCCACCCACCCCCCCCCAAUCUCUCCAAUACAACAGCUGAUGGCAUGGCAACCCAGUGAGUGCUGCAGCCUGUCUGGCCUUCGUCUCGUAGCAUAGCAGGUGCUACAGUGGGGGUCUGAGAUUCAAGCCGUGCUGUGGGAAACGCGCUCAGUGCACUACAACAGCUGGUUCAUUCAUGGCUCUCUGUCUUCUAAGCCCCUGGGUGACGUAGCAUGUGGCCAGAAGGCAUGCUGUUGGCUAGGUGUUGUUAACAUGCAUUGGCCCCGCCGCCCUUCUCAUUUGGCCCCUUGGCUUUCUCUUCAAACGCCUGGAUGAGGUGGCAUAUCUGUUCUUUUGAUUCCAGUUCCAGCCGCUAUUGUUUUGUCUGCGGAGGAAGACCGAUACAUAACAGGUCCCAUUGAUGACUGUUCAACCAGAUAUUCCCAUCAGUGAUCACUGCCUAAUGGCCUGAUGAGCUUUAGCCGUAAGGCAAUUCCUUUGACCAUCGUUGUCAGGGCCACGUAAGUGACCAAUGUUCAGAGGUAUAUGCAUGGUAACGACGGCACUAGUCAAUGGAGUUGGCUGAAGCACAUGCCGUUCUAAAGCCAGACUAGGCUAGAGAGAAUGCCUUCCCUGUCCUUUCUCUCCCCCCCCCCCCUCUCCCCUCUCUCGCUCUCCCCUCCAGCCCCUAGUGGGCUCAUUAGCCCAGACUCUGCCAGGGAACCAAGAGGAAACUACCUCUUCUCUCCUCCUCUCCUCUCACCCAGGGUAAAACAGACAUGAAGAAUGAGGUUUUAAACCCUCCUGUGCCAACUCUCACCCCUUCUUUUCACUCUCUCUGUCUCUCCAUUUCCGGAAGACAAACCAGGAUCUUUUGAUCCCGGAGACUGGAACGCUGAAGUUCCUGAAAGGGGAAAGAGGGUCUAUUUUGAGGACAAAAGAGACUAAAUGGUGCGUUUAUUGCUUGUGGUGCGUCACUGUGAGGUUUGGCUGGAGAUAAUGUGGUGGAUUGGCGGUGUUGAAUGAAUGGGAGAAUAAUGGCGUCCGGUUCGGCCCCGUUCGUGUGGCUCUCUGCUGCAUUUCCCAGCUAGCUCCAAGGCUACGCUAUUGCUCAUGAUGUCGGCUACAGGCACUUUAUCCUUUUUGGUGCACUGUCUCUUUCUUUCUCUUAUGCCCUCUCUCGCUUUCUCUCUCUUUCUCUUCCUUUGCCACUGCCAACCCCUCCCCCAUUCCCCCACUCCCUGUCACCCUGGCUUUCAUAGGGAGAGAAAGGUGGCGUCUAGCUUUUGGCUACCUUCCCAUAUCCCCCAUGUGAGCUGCCUGCUAGCAGCAUCCUCAUUAUCAGCAGCAGCCUGAUCUCCUGGUAGUUGUUUCCCAGGCAGGGCUAGCAUCACUGUCGCCUCUAUGAUAGGAAGCUGAGCUGGUAUAGAUGUAGUGUGCAUGUGCAGUGUGUGCGUGCUCUCAUCUUUUAGUGCCAGGCAGCCGCAUCAGCAGCAGAACCAAGCAAUAGAAGCCCUUUUGUUUUUAUUUCUGUCGCCGCUAUUCAUUCAGCGAGCACCAUAAUACCCACUGCCCUCCUAAUUGGGACCAGAAUGGAAGCAGCUAAACAUUACUGACAGUUGAACGCAAACAGAGACGGAAAAUAAUUGUCCCCUUUCUUUUCCUUUUCUUGUUGCCUUGGCUUUGGUAUUGUACACGGGGUACAAUACCAAAGCCACACACACACACAAACGCACACACAUAUUUUUCCCCGAAGCAGGAAAACUUCUCACUAAUCUAUUGGAAUGCUUACCAGAAAUAAGGUUGUACGGAGUUAGCAAGGUUGAGUAGACCUAAGAGACGUGACACACACACACACACACACACACACACACACACAUUGACUCACACGUACACACUACGCAGCCAGCCUCAAUUUCUUGGCAGCAUGUCAGCAGUUGCGAUGCUUUGCAGCGAGCAGUAGCAGACAUAUUGAAUCGGAUGGAGGAGGAUAGCGAUGGCUGCCGCGUCUCUCCGCUCUGCGUAGCGCCUCACAGCAUGGUGUUGUUGCAGCACCACCUCUCUUCAGGUAUUUUUCCACUCUACCCCUGACCCCCUUCUUUACAGCUGCCAUCAGCUCUUUUAUCUCUCUCUCUCUCUCCCUCUUUCUCUCUCUACUCCGGGGUUUUUAGUUGUAGUAUCCGUGACGGACGGUGACAAGAAAAUAGAGCUGCACUGCACGCUUUUCUGUGUAGUAUAUCAUUAAUUUAUCAUGCAACCUAUUUUUAUUCCCCUUCAGAGAAAACGUGCAAGGCGAGACUGAGACAGAGAGGGGGAGCGAAUAAAUGAAAGGGAGAAAUCAGAGGGCAGAGCGAGACGUACUUGCUGCAGGCAGCAGCCUCUGAGCUCUUGGCUGAGUUUCAGGUCUGCCUGAUAAAAUGGCGUUCCUUGCUGCUCGGCGGGCUUGCAGAGAGAGAGGGGGAGCGACGCUAGUGCGUUAGAACCGCUGGUGCUGUCGUCCUAUUCUCUCGCUCUUCUUCCUCUCCUCACAUAUAAACAAACACCUAGCAGCCUUGCAGGUACAUGGAUUGAUGUUGUGGGUGUUAGCGAAACAAUGAGCUUUUGUAUGUUAGGUUAGCUAGCUCUCUGAUUUGACUGAAAGGCAGGCAGGCGUACAGCACCAAAACAAUGGCGUUGGAAUGGUGCCAAACCUACCAAAGCAAAAGCCCCCCACACACACACACACACACACACACACACACGGGGCUCUCUGUUGUAACUUGACUCCUAAAAUAUGCACAUCAUGCAAAACCUCAUUGGUUGUUGUGGGUGCUGGCCAGUGACAUUAGAUGUCGUUUACUGACUUUGACGUGUGUGUUCUCUAAGACCAUGAGGAAGAGAUGGUGGUUGUGGUUCAGUUGUGGGUUUAAAUAGUCUCGGUAAGUAACAAUGGAGAGUUAUGAUAUCUGUUCCUAAGUGAACGAAGCAAUAGAAAAGUUUUAUUGCGUCCCAAAUGGCACCCUAUUCCCUUUUAUAGUGCACUACUUUUGAACAGAGCAUAUAGGGUGCUUACGUAAGGAUCCAUGGUGUGCUUACAUAAGGAUCACUCAGCCUAAUGCACUCUUUUGUUACAUGGCUGGUCUGUCACUGUGCAUUGUGGGAUGAUGUGUCUUGGACGUGCAGCUCAGCUUGACCUUAGAUGCCCCAGAUGUUAUUUAUAUUUGUGCAGUUUGAAGAAGUGAGGGGGGGGGGGGGGGGCAGAACCGAACAGCCUGCAGUGAGAGAGACUGAACCGAACAGCCUGCAGUGAGAGCGACGGAACCGAACAGCCUGCAGUGAGAGAGACGGAACCGAACAGCCUGCAGUGAGAGCACGGGAACCGAACAGCCUGCAGUGAGAGCGACGGAACCGAACAGCCUGCAUUGAGAGCGACGGAACCGAACAGCCUGCAGUGAGAGCGACGGAACCGAACAGCCUGCAGUGAGAGCGACGGAACCGAACAGCCUGCAGUGAGCGCGACGGAACCGAACAGCCUGCAGUGAGCGCGACGGAACCGAACAGCCAGCCUGCAGUGAGCGCGACGGAACCGAACAGCCAGCCUGCAGUGAGCGCGACGGAACCGAACAGCCAGCCUGCAGUGAGCGCGACGGAACCGAACAGCCAGCCUGCAGUGAGAGAGACGGAACCGAACAGCCAGCCUGCAGUGAGAGAGACGGAACCGAACAGCCAGCCUGCAGUGAGAGAGACGGAACCGAACAGCCUGCGUUCACCAUACAGCACGUGCACUUGUUUUUUUCUCCCACAAAAUUUAGUAGGAGCGACUUUUAAUGGGAAAUCUUUUGCAACAUUGUUAAAGUUAGGAUUUUGAGAUGGGAAUUUUGUGGUACCUCUGUGGUUAGACUUUCUAGGACGGGCUGUGUAGAGCUGAUUACAGACUAAGUUUGUGUGUGUGUGCAUGCGUAGAGCUAUAUAGCCUAAAACGUGUGUGUGUGUGUGUCUGCCUUUCUACACACACACUGACACUGUGUGAUAAGGCAGUCUGAGAAGAGGAGAUAAGUAUGUUGAGGAGAAAAUUGCAUUUGGAGGGACUCAGAGGCGUGUUGCGCAGUAUCUUAAGCCUAGCCACAUAUCUGUCAGUCAGUGUGUGUCUCAAACGAAGCUAGUCUCCCUACUAUUUGACAGGAUUGUUUUGACCAUAGCUUUAUCUGUGAUGGAUCAACUCCAGGCAAUUAUGCAAAUCACAGAACGAUCUGAUAGAAUCCAGUAGCGAGCUAAUAGAAGGUAAGAAUCUCUAUUUGAAAUGAGGUGAUGCCCAAAUACGGGCUACCGACUGUUUCACACAAACACAUAUUAAUAAAAAAUUAUGUGAAGCCUCUAAGGAAAGCCGGAGGCUAUACGUUUUCUAAAUGUCUUAGAAAGGACUUAGAAAUUGAAAAUGCUUUUGUGUCUGGCCCGCUCAGCCCAGUCAAAGCUAUUCGCUGCUCUGGCACCCCAAUGGUGGAACAAGCUCCCCCACGACGCCAGGACAGCAGAGUCACUGACCACCUUCCGGAGACCCUUGAAACCCUACCUCUUUAAGGAAUACCUGGAAUAGUAUAACAGUAAUCCUUCUACCCCCCCCCCCCCCCCCCCCCCCCCCCCAUUUUUAAAAAAAAAAAGGGGGAAAAGGGUGGUUGUCCCACUGGCUAUCAUAAGUUGAAUGCACCAAUUUGUAAGUCGCUCUGGAUAAGAGCGUCUGCUACAUUUACAUUACAUUUUAGUCAUUUAGCAGACGCUCUUAUCCAGAGCGACUUACAGUUAGUGAAUACAUUUUAUUAUUUUUUUAUACUGGCCCCCCGUGGGAAUCGAACCCACAACCCUGGCGUUGCAAACGCCAUGCUCUAUCAACUGAGCUACAUCCCUGCCGGCCAUUCCCUCCCCUACCCUGGACGACGCUGGGCCAAUUGUGCGCCGCCCAUGAGUCUCCCGGUCGCGGCCGGCGGCGACAGAGCCUGGAUUCGAACCAGGAUCUCUAGUGGCACAGUUAGCACUGCGAUGCAGUGCCUUAGACCACUGCGCCACUCAGGAGUACCUGCCUUUCUCCUGCUAAAUAACUUAAAUGUUAAAAUGUUAUAGAUAAUAUAGCUAGCAAUGGGAUGCCAUUCUUUUUGAUAUGACAAUUGAUGAACUUAUUGGAUUUGUGAAUUACAAAAACAUAUGGAUUCUAAGAAUACAGCCUUCAACAAUGAGCAGUUUCAUAACAUAUAAGCAGAGAUGAGGUCAAUCUCAUUUCUAUUCAUUCUGAAUUUACUCGAUUGAAAUGCAAUUGGCCCCGACCCAGCUCUAAAGUAAUGAAGGCGAGUGGGAACAGCAGUGUUCUCAGGCCCUCUCUGUAGAUAAGACCAGUUUAGUGGUUGGCUUGGCUUUGCAUGGUGGUUGGUGGAUCAAUACCUCCUCUCCUCUCUGCAGCAGCAUUAAUAAGGCCAUUGAUUAGCUGCCUCAUUGAUUCAUUACAGCCUCAUGGCAUGAAAUGGGCCUAUUAUUCGUUUUUAACGGGACUAGUUUCUCUCAUCGGUGUUAGAGUAUUGUGUGUCUGUAGGCUGAGGCGAUGCAGUGUGGGCUAGACCUAUGUCUCAUUUUACUCCCGGGGGGUUUUGGGGUUUUGGUUUUUUUCCUUUCUAAAACAACACAUUUUCCCAAACGGUGUUUUUUUUUUUAAAAAGCCUUUUUCCUAAAGAGGAGAAAAGUAUGUUGGGGGAAAAAAUUGCAUUUGGAGGGCUCAGGGGCGUGUUCGCAGUAUCUUAAGCCACCCACUAUCGCAGUCAUGUGUGCCCAAAAACAACAUCCCCACUUUUUUGACGAUUUUUUUUCCCAUACUUUAUCUGUAUGGAUCGACCCCGUUUAAAUGAAAAUCCAGAACGUCAUAGAAUCCAAAUGGUAAUAAAAGGUAAUCUCUAUUUAAAUGAGGUGAUGCCCAAAAAACGGCCUACCGAUGUUUCCCAACCAAAAUUUAAUUUAAAAAAUUAAGUGAAGCCUCUAGGAAACCGGGGCUAUACGUUUCAAAUGCCCUAAGAAGGACUAAAAAUUGAAAAUGCUUUUGGUCUGGCCCGCUCAGCCCAGUCAAAGCUAUUCGCUGCUCUGGCAACCCCAUGUGGAACAAUACCGGACACGAGUCCUGACCCCUCCCGAGACACUUGAAACCCUACCUCUUAGGAAAGGGAAUGGUGAUAACCAUCCUAUCAAAAGGGUUGAAAUGCGAUUUAAGCCAUCUGGUAAGGCUGCAAUGACUUAAUGUUAAAAUGUUAUAAGAUUAUACUGCAAAUGGGUGCAUUUAUUAUAUAGUAGCAAUUGAUUUGGCAUUUUUUUGAAUUACAAUAAUAUUGGAUUUUAAGAUUACAAAACAUAAAUUGAGAAUACCCUUCAUAAUGGUAAAAAUAUUAGUGGCAACCAAUUUGUCAUUUCUCCACCAUUGUGCAUUCCACAAAAAAGAGGGCCUUCAUCAUAGGUCCACGUCAAACUAUGACAGCCCAAAUGAGGGAAAAAAUCCAGUAAAUCACAUUGUAGGAUUUUUUAUGAAUUGAUUUGCAAAUUAUGGUGGAAAAUAAGUAUUUGGUCACCUACAAACAAGCAAGAUUUCUGGCUCUCACAGACCUGUAACUUCUUCUUUAAGAGGCUCCUCUGUCCUCCACUCGUUACCUGUAUUAAUGGCACCUGUUUGAACUUGUUAUCAGUAUAAAAGACACCUGUCCACAACCUCAAACAGUCACACUCCAAACUCCACUAUGGCCAAGACCAAAGAGCUGUCAAAGGACACCAGAAACAAAAUUGUAGACCUGCACCAGGCUGGGAAGACUGAAUCUGCAAUAGGUAAGCAGCUUGGUUUGAAGAAAUCAACUGUGGGAGCAAUUAUUAGGAAAUGGAAGACAUACAAGACCACUGAUAAUCUCCCUCGAUCUGGGGCUCCACGCAAGAUCUCACCCCGUGGGGUCAAAAUGAUCACAAGAACGGUGAGCAAAAAUCCCAGAACCACACGGGGGGGACCUAGUGAAUGACCUGCAGAGAGCUGGGACCAAAGUAACAAAGCCUACCAUCAGUAACACACUACGCCGCCAGGUACUCAAAUCCUGCAGUGUCAGAUGUGUCCCCCUGCUUAAGCCAGUACAUGUCCAGGCCUGUCUGAAGUUUGCUAGAGUGCAUUUGGAUGAUCCAGAAGAGGAUUGGGAGAAUGUCAUAUGGUCAGAUGAAACCAAAAUAGAACUUUUUGGUAAAAACUCAACUCGUCGUGUUUGGAGGACAAAGAAUGCUGAGUUGCAUCCAAAGAACACCAUACCUACUGUGAAGCAUGGGGGUGGAAACAUCAUGCUUUGGGGCUGUUUUUCUGCAAAGGGACCAGGACGACUGAUCCGUGUAAAGGAAAGAAUUAAUGGGGCCAUGUAUCGUGAGAUUUUGAGUGAAAACCUCCUUCCAUCAGCAAGGGCAUUGAAGAUGAAACGUGGCUGGGUCUUUCAGCAUGACAAUGAUCCCAAACACACCGCCCGGGCAACGAAGGAGUGGCUUCGUAAGAAGCAUUUCAAGGUCCUGGAGUGGCCUAGCCAGUCUCCAGAUCUCAACCCCAUAGAAAAUCUUUGGAGGGAGUUGAAAGUCUGUGUUGCCCAGCGACAGCCCCAAAACAUCACUGCUCUAGAGGAGAUCUGCAUGGAGGAAUGGGCCAAAAUACCAGCAACAGUGUGUGAAAACCUUGUGAAGACUUACAGAAAACGUUUGACCUGUGUCAUUGCCAACAAAGGGUAUAUAACAAAGUAUUGAGAAACUUUUGUUAUUGACCAAAUACUUAUUUUCCACCAUAAUUUGCAAAUAAAUUCCUACAAUUAAAAAUCCUACAAUGUGAUUUUCUGGAUUUCUUUUCCUCAAUUUGUCUGUCAUAGUUGACGUGUACCUAUGAUGAAAAUUACAGGCCUCUCUCAUCUUUUUAAGUGGGAGAACUUGCACAAUUGGUGGCUGACUAAAUACCUUUUUUCCCCCACUGUAUAAGCAGAGAUGAGGUCUAUCGCAUUUCUAUUCAUUCUGAAUUUACUCGAUUGAAAUGCAAUUGGCCCCGACCCAGCUCUAAAGUAAUGAAGGCGAGUGGGAACAGCAGUGUUCUCAGGCCCUCUCUGUAGAUAAGACCAGUUUAGUGGUUGGCUUGGCUUUGCAUGGUGGUUGGUGGAUCAAUACCUCCUCUCCUCUCUGCAGCAGCAUUAAUAAGGCCAUUGAUUAGCUGCCUCAUUGAUUCAUUACAGCCUCAUGGCAUGAAAUGGGCCUAUUGUUCGUUUUUACCGGGACUGGUUUCUCUCAUCGGAGUUAGUGUUGUGUGUGUCUGUAGGCUGAGGCGAUGUUGUGCAGUGUGGGCUAGACCUAUGUCUCAUUUUACUCCCUCUUUUGGUAUGAGGAAAUAUAUUCAUAUUAGCAUUUAUGUUUGUGUUCUGAAUAUUAUACAUUUUUAUGCUGUGUUUCUGUAUGAUUCGUUUUGUCUUAUUGUUUGAUCCAUUUGUGUGUGUGCGAGAAGGAGAGAAAUAUAGAAUUGAAGAAAGCAGAGUAUUAAUGUGUGUACUCUGCGGUCUCCAGUGUCAGAGUGUAGCUGUGUCUGUAGCAGCCCAGACCUGGUAGUGCUUUGUGGGGACCUGCUGGAGCGUAGGGAAUGAUGAAUGAGGAGCCAUCUUGGUUUCAUUCCAAUAAAUGAGCAGCGGUCCACUUGGGUUUCCCUUCACAGCCACAGCUAGGGGAGCCUACAUGGAGACUGAUGGGCCUCUCAGUUCAGGGGGAGAGAGGCGGGAGAGUAGGGAGGGAAGGGGGGAGAGGGAGAGCGCAGGUGGGAGGAAAGGGAGGGACCAUUUCACCCACUCACAUAGGGGGAGAGUAGGAAGGAAGGAGGGUUAGGGGGAGAGAAAGUAGGAGAGGGAGGGCUCUUAUCGCUCACCCAGUCACUCCACAUCUGACUGCACCAAAGCAGGAAUAUAUGGAUAUGCCAUAGCUAAUAGGACAUGGGGCAAAGUCUACUGUGCAUUCUGAUUAUGGCAGGAAUCUGACUGGUGAACAGACCAGCAGUGUGACCACCUCUCACUGCUGCCAAGUCGGAUGGUAACAGUUUAACCAAACAAGGAGAUACAUUACAAUGACUUCCUCCAGGAGCUGAGGGAGUUUAUUACAAGGUGUUUUCUGUCUCUCUCUCGUAAAAGAGAAUGUUUUCUCCUGGUUAAAUAAAUAUUUAUCUAUUUUUCUCCUCCAGACCUGCCAUUCCAGAGUGGUCCUGGUGCCCAGUAUGAGAAUCCCCACUGGGGAGCCUUACCACCAGCCACCGACCGCAGCAGCAGCACCAGUAGUAGCUGGGAUCAAGUGAUCAUCGACGGGAGCGACACCGAGGCCUGGCCCUCCAUCAGUCGCAGCAGCGACAGCCGACCAGCGAAUCCUCCAGAAUGUGCCACAGCCGCUGACUGUACAAACCCAGAGACCAGCAGCAACAUGAGCAUGGCCGCGGGGGCUACUAGCCAGCAGGCCCACUACCCCUCCUCUCUCAAAGCUAACGGCGCUAACGUAGCUAGCAUGAUGCAGCCUGGCGGUGGCCUGGGAGUUGGCGCCAUCGGCAGCAGGGGCUGGGGCUCUGGACCCGGCCCCAACACCAUGGGCCCAACUGAGGGAGCCAAACCUGACGGCCUAGGGCCCAACAUAGGCCGGAGUGGAGGAGCACCGGGCUGGAACUCCCAGCCUAGCUUUAGCCUGAACCUGAACCCCAACGCCAACCCCUCGGCCUGGCCCGUGCUGGGGCAAGAGGGUGCUGGAGGCGGCCCCAACCCCUCCUCACUACCUCCCAACGGCAGCCUGGGCAACGGGAGCCUGGGAGGGGACGAGAACAGCAGCAGUACCUGGGGAGGCAUGAUGAGCCCUGACGCCCCGUCCUCCAAUACGAAUGUGUCUUUCAGCAGCAUGGAACACCCGAACCUUAACACUGACAGACAAAACAGCCACCACACUAAGCAGCCCCUCAGCCCCAUCCACGGGCUGCCCGGCUGGGGAGGCCAGUCCCCUACCGAGUCCUCCCAGCUCAACGGAGAUGCAGGGAGCUCCGUCUGGGGCAACGGAGACACCAAGACAUCCGCUGACUCCUCCAAGAACUCAGGCUGGGACUCGGCACCCUCCGGAGGCACGUCCGGCUGGGGCUGCUCUGGCAGCGGAGGCGGCGGGAGUGGAGGUGGAGAAGGAGGCUGGGGAGGAGACUGGGGGAAGCCAUCCAGCGGUGGAGGAGAGGCCAAAGGAGGCUGGGAUUCCUCAGAUGGCCCAGCCCAGGACCAGCAGGUGAGCUCCUGGGGCCAGCCAACCCCGGCCCCGGCUAGUGAGGGUAGCGGGAGCGGCGGCAGUGAGGGGCGCUCCCACCGCAGGGAGAGGACUGGCAGCGAGGACGGAGGCCCCCCUCCCCUGCCCCGGCAGGACCUGGAUCCCCGCGUGCUCUGCAACACAGGCUGGGGCCAGACACCCGUCCGCCAGCACACCUCCUGGGAGAUGGAGGAGCAGCGCGCCGCCAACGAGAGGAAGACCAGCGAGAUGAAGGGAGGCGGUGGAGGGGACACCUGGAGGGGCUCCAACAGCCCCUCUUCCGGAUCCCAACCGGACCCCCGCAACGGGGGAGCCAACCCCAACCUGGGACCAUCUCAGAGGCCAGGCUCAGGGGGCUCUGGAGGCAAGAGCGAUGGCCCAUCAGGCUGGGGAGGCCCUCCAUCCUCAGGCUGGGGGGAGCAGCCUGUCAACAAGGCCCCCAAUGGUUCCGUCGGUGGCUGGGGGGAGCCCAUGGCCCACGGCCCCAACACCACAAACAAUGGCCCCAAGAGUGGAGGUCAAUCCUGGGGUGUCCCUGAGGAGAAGUCCUCCCCUACCUGGGACGACGGGCCAGCCAAGACCCAGCAGAACCAGUCCCAGAGCUGGGGAGAGGGGCCAAAGUCCUCCUGCCACGGCUGGGGCUCCGGCCACGGAAGUGGCAGCCAUGGCUCCAAUGGGUCCAACGGCUCCAAUGGAGGAGAAUGGAGAGAACCGGACGAGGUGAAGAAGAAUGGAUCCUCCAGCAGCAUGUGGGAAGGAGAAGGAGGAAAUGGACGAGGAGGAGGAGGGUGGAAGGACAGCCCCAGAGGAGGUGGAGGAAAUGGGGGCGGCUGGGCGUCGAAGCCUGCCCCUGCUGUUGGAGGUGGUGGCUGGGGGGAGACCCAGCACCCCAAUGGCCCAGCACCAGGAUGGGGCUCCAAGCCCCAGGAAAGCCCCAACGGCCCAGCACCAGGAUGGGGCUCCAAACCCCAGGAAAGCCCCAACGGCCCAGCACCAGGAUGGGGCUCCAAACCCCAGGAAAGCCCCAACGGCCCAGCACCAGGAUGGGGCUCCAAACCCCAGGAAAGCCCCAACGGCCCAGCACCUGGAUGGGGAUCCAAACCCCAGGAAAGCCCCAACGGCCCAGCACCAGGAUGGGGCUCCAAGCCCCUGGAAAGCCCCAAUGGUCCAUCCCCAGGAUGGGGCUCCAAGCCUCAAGAAAGCCCCAACGGCAACAGUGUUGGAGGUGGACCAGGAGGAGGCAGCAUGGGGUCCUGGGGCGGCCCUGCAUCGGUGAGGCAGAGUUCCAACCCCGGCUGGGGCCCGGGGAGCUCCGGAGCCAAACCCGACCCAGCGAUGGAGCCCACCGGCUGGGAGGAACCCUCUCCUCCCUCCAUCCGCCGCAAGAUGGAGAUAGAUGACGGCACGUCCACCUGGGGAGACCCCAGCGCUUACAACAAGACCGUGAACAUGUGGGACCGGAACAACCCCACUGGCGGUAACGGUAACCAAGGCAACAACCCCACCCAGCCGCCGACCAGUAAGAGCAACGGAGGCAUGGCCGUCAACAACAGCAACAACAACCACUCCUCCGUCCCCCCUAGCAACAACAAUCACCAUCACCACCACGGACAGCCCCCGCCACACAGCCAGCACCAUGGCAACAACAAUGGAUCUCCCAACACCGCCGCCCCGCACCACGGUGGAGGACCCCAGGGCAGACCACCAAUGGCCAACCCAGGUAAGAAGCUGACCCCACUCACUGUCUGAAAUGUCUAUUAAACUGGGUAUUAUGCACCGCUGUAAUGUUUAGUGGUAAAGCCCUGUGAUUAACCUAUACUGGAAAGACUUCAAAUGAGACAUUCUAUUAAUAUUUAGGUAUUACACAUUCCCCAAAGUAGAAUUUAGUGUUAUCCCAUAAGAUAUAAUCUUAUGUCAAAGGAAAUAUCGAAUGUUCAAGUAUAUAUUUUGCCAUUGAAUAUUAGUGCUGAGCAAUUAACCAAAACGUUUGUUAUUUUUCGUUUUUUAAACAACUAAUUGAGCGACUUGGUUCAAUUAUUUAAAUUCCAUUUUGUUUGGGGGUUUUCUGUGAUCUCAAUGCACACAUUGCACAGUUUCUCUAGAGAUGAAACAGAUUAAGCCCGAACUGUGUGAUCGAGAGGGAUAGAGAACAGAGGGAUAGAGAACAGUUGCUUUCAUCAGUCAUAAAAGUAUGCCUUAUUUACUUUGAAGAACUACAAAAUAGUGAUUUUGUCAGACCGCAUAGGCAGUAGCUCUAUAGAGUCAUCAAAUAAAACAAAUGUAAUAUACACAACUUAAAUAUUUUAGUAAAGUAAUGUGAAUAAAUGAUGGUUAAUAAGUAUUAAGCAGUAAUGGGCAGUCACUACCAUCAUGGGACUUUUACUAAUUGUUUUAUUCUGUUACAGCAUUCAACCCACAUAAUGCAUAGUGCAUUUAAUGUUUUUUUAUAAUCGAAACCGAACCUACCUCAAAAAGCAUUAAUCGCUCAGCAUUACUGAACAUGCACAAUGCCAGGGCUUUUCAAGGCAGCCCACUGCAUAGACAAAGCUUCAGUGAAAGCAGACUGUGGCAGGAAGGCACUGCUUUCACUAAAAGGUUAUGGAUGAGUGAGAUCAGUGCCCCCUGCUGUUUAUCUCUAUGUACAACCCCAGUAACCAGAGACUGAUCAGCCAGGCUUGGCACACACUGCUCUAGUCACAGUGCUCCUCAGUGGACUCAGCCAGCUCAGACAAGAGGAUCUGGGAGCUUGGCCAGGAGUUAAACAGUCAUGGCUGCCGUCCUCCUCCCCUCUCCCUCCUUCCCUGCCCCUCUCCCUCCUUCCCUGCCUCUCUCCCUCCUUCCCUGCCCUCUCUCUCGCCUUCCCUGCCUCUCUCUCUCCUUCCCUGCCCCUCUCUCCUCCUUCCCUGCCUCUCUUCCUCCUUCCCUGCCUCUCUCCCUCCUUCCCUGCCUCUCUCUCUCCUUCCCUGCCUCUCUCUCUCCUUCCCUGCCUCUCUCCUCCUUCCCUCCCUCUCUCCCUCCUUCCUGGCCAAACUCUUCUGUCGGAGCCUGAAAGCCCUCUGACUAUAUAUAGCAGCAUCAUGGCACUGCGUCAACCUAUGCUUACGUCCAAAAUGGCACCCUAUUCCCUAUAUAGAGCCCUAUGGGCCUUGGUCAAAAGUAGUACACAUAUAGAGAAUAGGGUGCCAUUUGGGACAGCGCUGUAUUGCCUCUGAUUAACAUGUUACAACUUGGCUCACUGUUUUACAAGGAGGAAAAGCCUGAGGAUUGGAGAAUAGAAUGGGGUGUAGCGCAAGUAAAUGAAUGGAAGCUAGCACACGCUGUUCCUCAGUAGUUUUAUGGUUACAUUUUCAUCAAUAAAGGAACCAGUUAGUUGGCAGUAAAACUAGACUGCCAGACUGCAAUUGCUAACAAUAUGUCCGAUCACUGUUUGCUGGUCUUGUAAGUGAAUAUACUUGCAAUAAAGUGAUGCACACAUGACUUUAAAGCAUACAUUAUCAAUAUGACCUACCCUCUCCUCUCCCAGGCUGGGGGGAGCUGCCCAGUGUCCAGCAGCCCAAGCCAGAGCCGGCGUGGGGGGAGCCCGCUGGCCCCUCUCCUGCAGUGGACAACGGCACCUCUGCCUGGGGUAAACCCCCUGGUGUUCCUGGAGGCUGGGGCGAUGGGGGGCACGGGGGGCACGAGCCCAAUGGACCCUACAGGAGGGGCAACAACGGACCCUCUGGACCUGCACCCUGCAAGCCAGGUUAGGACCACACCCUGUUGGUAUACAAACAUAGUCAAUACACACUCACUUACUCAUCUUAUCAGUAAACUACAGAAAUACAAAAACAAAUACUCAAUUGUGUUUUUAAGCACCUGAAUGUUUCUGUUAAAGCUUUGCUUUUCUAGUUGAGUCUUGAAGAACAUGGUGUCACUAGAGGUUUCCCUUGUGCUAAUUAUGCUAUUGCAUGCUUCGAUCAAUUUGGUAAUUGUUGGGUUUUUGUGCCUUUUUUAAAUGAUUUUUAUACAAGGAAGUCAAACAAGAAAUGGAUGUACUUGCGUGACAAUACUGACACCAAGUGGUUGCAUUGCCAAUUGCACGCAAGGGGGUUGCCCUUGAUUUUUGCAAGCAGUCAAAACUCAAAUCAAAGUUUAUUGGUCAUGUGCACAUGGUACAGUGAAAUGCUUGCUUGUCAACGUGUUAUGGUUACACUCAAAAGACUGCAGUAUAUUGAUAUAGCAGAGACACAAAUACUAAGGUUAGCUUGAGACUACAGUCAGAUUUCAGUGAACAAGCUAUAUUACAAGAAGGCACUUUCUAAAUUGUUUUUACUUGGUGAUCAUCUACGUGAUAUUCACAUUUGCCUUGCACUGCUCCUCUUCAAGCCCCCAAAUCUAUGCAAGAUGGCUGGGGAGGCGGGAGAGAGGAGGAGAUGGGCAUGUCUUCUGGCCAAUGGGAUGCUGACGCUGGCGACAUGUGGAACAGCCCUGCCUCCCAGGAGAGCAGCUCUUCCUGUAACUCGUGGGGCCAUCCGCUCAAGAAGGGCCCACCCAAGGGCAAGAUGGGCAACCAGCCAGAUGAAGCCUGGAUCAUGAACCGUCUCAUCAAGCAGCUCACUGACAUGGGCUUCCCGGUAUGAAUUUGAUUAAUUUUGCAAUGUCAGAAUCAGACCUGGGUUCAAUUACUAUUUGAUAUUUUACAAUUACUUUUGCUCCAGCCUCCUGGAGUGCCAGAUGGACAGGGUUUGCGGUUUUGGGACCGUUCUUUUGUCCAUUAAUCCAGGCAAUUUCAGUCAAGCACAGACAAAGUAUUUGAAAUGAUUUCAAAUUGUGUUUGAACCCAGGUCUGAUCAGAAUCCAUGUAUUUAAAUGUAUGUAUCAAGCAUGUAGUCAGUGUGUUGUGUAGUUGAGGUUGUCACUGACUCAUGUUGUCGUUGUGUUACAGAGGGAUCCUGCCGAGGAGGCUCUGAAGAGCAACAACAUGAACCUAGACCAGGCCAUGAGUAGGUUUCUCCCUGAGUGUGUGUGUCUGACUGUGUGCGCGCACAUCUACGUGUGUUUCUGCUUGUUGCUGUGUAUGUGUAUUCCAUAUUUGUCUGACCGUUUGUCUCUCUCUACCAAGGCGCUCUGUUGGAGAAGAAGACCGAACUGGACAAGCGGGGCAUGGGCAUGUCGGACUACAACAACGGGAUGAACAAGCCGUUGGGUUGCCGUCCCCAGGCCUUCUCCAAAGACCCCUCCUCGGACCGCAGCCCAUUCCUAGACAAGGUACUAUAUGACUGCCACUAGUAUUGUAUCAGAAAUCAACAGCAGUUAUGUCCAGUAGAAACACAACUAGUAUAAUGCAUUUCCGUUGAUGAAGGAUUAAACUACAAACACACGUGCCAAUGAAAAAUGAAUGGUGUAAAUAGAGGUCUUGUUAGAGUUUUUCAGUCCCACUUUAUCUUAUUACCCAUGUUGGGAUUAUGAGAAGUUUACAGAAUCCUUUGUAAAACGUGCCAUACAAAAUAAGUGAUUGAUUAACUUAAAUGAUUUACUGAUUGACUGAAACUGACUGACUGUUCUUCUCUCCCUCCUCCCUGGUUCCAGGAUGGUGGUCUGUCAGACGACGCCCCCCCCUCACCGUUUAUGCCUUCUCCUGUCAGCCUGAAGCUCCCCCUGGUUAACAACCUGCAGCCUGGGCAGGGCCUGGGCUCCCCGGGGCUCAACAUGCAAAACUUGAACAACAGACAGGUACGGGGGUUAAACGCAUGUGCUGCACGUGUAGCGGACAUGAGUCAGGCUCACAGUCUCGUAAUGAGGUAGCCCUUCCUGCGAUUAGUGUCACGCUCGGCCCAAAAGCAAGUGUCCUAUUAUGGCUACCGGUUAAGACGUUGGUUCAGGUCCGUCCUGUGACACAUACACACAAAUAGGUAUACAGUAACAACCACAACCACAUUUACUGUACGUAGGUAUACAGUAGCACCCACAAACACACAUGUACAUUAUGACAAUCUCUCUCACACACACACUUCAGGAACCCAUUGCCAGGAACUGGAGAAUAGCCUCAAUAUGCGACACUAAAGAGAAAACACUUUGAACGAAGUUGAGAAUACCAUUCAGCUCGCCACCACUGUCUCAAGUGUUGUUGCGUCCAUAACCUUGCCUGGAGUGCCCAUUGAAAUGGGAUAGUUUUUGUGUUGUCAACGUUACAGAGAGGAGCUACCAUAGAAAUAAGAGUCCUUUAUAGAAAAUAAGAGUCCUUGAAAGCCCAACAAAGCACUGUAACUCUGUCAUAAGUGUUGAAUUGAAUAACUUCUUUCCUGACACUGAACAUAAUUCUCAGUACCUGUGGCCCAUUUUCCUUUAUUGGCAUAUUGCUGGAGGCAUUUAAAGAGCACUAUCAUUUAAUCACAAUCACCAUUUAAUCCAACUGAAGGCACUCCAAAUGUGCCAGUUUCUCUAGUAUUGGUCAGUGGUUCAGGAAGGUAGACCUUAAGUUUUCAACUAUUUUCUUUCAAAUGGACCCUGGAUGAUUUGGUAAAUGGUGGAGAAGUAAGCUGAUCGUUACAGUAGUAUCUUGUCUUUAUUUGUGGGCCAAUACCUGAGUUGUAUUGUGAGGGACAUCCUAUUCAUCGGCAGUCUGUGUAGGGAAUGAGUGAUUUCCAUGUCAACUCUUAUUGACAUUCUGUCAUUUCCUCUCCUGUGUGUGUGUGUGUGUGUGUGUGUGUGUGUCUAGAUGCAGAGUGGAAUGUUUGGCAGUAGCGGAGCAGCACUAUCCCGGGCCAUGCAGCAGCCUCCUCCUCAGCCGUCAGUGCCGCCUCUCGGCUCCUCCCAGCCUAGUCUACGCGCUCAAGUGCCUCAGUUUCUCACCCCUCAGGUACACACACACACACACACACACACACACACACACACACACUAUACCUCAGCGAAGUUUCUCUCCGUUCACACACACCACCUUGUUUUCUUUCCCCCAGCCUCAGGCUCUCCUCAUGACUCCUUUACUCUGCUGUUUGAAGAUACUUUGAGGUGUUCUGACAAACCUCUCAUCUCCUCUCUCUGUCUCCUUGUCCUCCCCUCCAGGUUCAAGCACAGCUCUUGCAGUUUGCCGCAAAAAACAUUGGUCUGAACCCUGCACUUUUAACCUCACCAAUAAACCCUCAACAAAUGACCCUGUUGUACCAACUUCAGCAACUGCAAAUGGUGAGUCAAAGGCAAAGGCCCCUGUCUGCAUUAGAAACAGGGUUCGUACUAACCGAACCAGACAGGAUGGGCCUGUCUGCAUUAGAAACAGGGUUUGUACUAACCGAACCAGACAGGAUGGGCCUGUCUGCAUUAGAAACAGGGUUUGUACUAACCGAACCAGACAGGAUGGGCCUGUCUGCAUUAGAAACAGGGUUUGUAAUAGCUGAACCAGACAGGAUGGGCUAUUCUUAUUGUAUUUUUUAUGGACACUCUCAGGGUACCCCACAGUCUUUUGGAUAAGGUGAUGACCCUUUCUCUCUCUCUUUCUUUUCAUCUUUCUUUCUCUCUCUUUUUUCUUUCUCUCUCUUUGCCUCUCUCUCUCUGUUUCUAGGCGUACCAGCGUUUACAAAUCCAACAGCAAAUGAUGCAAGCUCAGCGCAACGUAUCCGGCCCCAUCAGACAACAGGAGCAGCAAGUAAGAGGCCCCUGUUUCAACCCCUAUACAUUCUCAUCACUAUGUGUGACCCUCUGGGUCGUUCCAUUUGAUUUUAAUCACUUUUUGACCCCACCCCUUUUGAUUUUGAAUAAAACUUUCCAUACGUACAGUUGAAGUCGGAAGUUUACAUACACUUAGGUUGGAGUCAUUAAAACUCGUUUUUCAACCACUCCACAAAUUUCUUGUUAACAAACUAUUGUUUUGGGAAGUCGGUUAGGACAUCUACUGUGUGCAUGACACAAGUAAUUUUUCCAACAAUUGUUUACAGACAGAUUAUUUCACUUAUAAUUCACUGUAUCACAAUUCCAGUGAGUCUGAAGUUUACAUACACUAAGUUGACUGUGCCUUUAAACAGCUUGGAAAAUUCUAGAAAAUGAUGUCAUGGCUUUAGAAGCUUCUGAUAGGCUAAUUGACAUAAUUUGAGUCAAUUGGAGGUGUACCUGUGGAUGUAUUUCAAGGCCUACCUUCAAACUCAGUGCCUCUUUGCUUGUCAUCAUGGGAAAAUCAAAAGAAAUCAGCCAAGACCUCAGAAAAAAAUGUGUAGACCUCCACAAGUCUGGUUCAUCCUUGAGAGCAAUUUCCAAACGCCUGAAGGUACCACGUUCAUCUGUACAAACAAUAGUAUGCAAGUAUAAACACCAUGGGACCACGUAGCCGUCAUACCGCUCAGGAAGGAGACACGUUCUGUCUCCUAGAGAUGAACGUACUUUGGUGCGAAAAGUGCAAAUCAAUCCCAGAACAACAGCAAAGGACCUUGUGAAGAUGCUGGAGGAAACGGGUACAAAAGUAUCUGUAUCCACAGUAAAACGAGUCCUAUAUCGACAUAACCUGAAAGGCUGCUCAGCAAGGAAGAAGCCACUGCUCCAAAACCGCCAUAAAAAAGCCAGACUACGGUUUGCAACUGCACAUGGGGACAAAGAUCUUACUUUUUGGAGAAAUGUCCUCUGGUCUGAUGAAACAAAAAUAGAACUGUUUGGCCAUAAUGACCAUCAUUAUGUUUGGAGGAAAAAGGGGAAGGCUUGCAAGCCGAAGAACACCAUCCCAACCGUGAAGCACAGGGGUGGCAGCAUCAUGCUGUGGGGGUGCUUUGCUGCAGGAGGGACUGGUGCACUUCACAAAAUAGAUGGCAUCAUGAGGAAGGAAAAUUAUGUGGAUAUAUUGAAGCAACAUCUCAAGACAUCAGUCAGGAAGUUAAAGCUUGGUCGCAAAUGGGUCUUCCAAAUGGACAAUGACCCCAAGCAUACUUCCAAAGUUGUGGCAAAAUGGCUUAAGGACAACAAAGUCAAGGUAUUGGAGUGGCCAUCACAAAGCCCUGACCUCAAUCCUAUAGAAAAUGUGUGGGCAGAACUGAAAAGGCGUGUGCGAGCAAGGAGGCCUACAAACCUGACUCAGUUACACCAGCUCUGUCAGGAGGAAUGGGCCAAAAUUCACCCAACUUAUUGUGGGAAGCUUGUGGAAGGCUACCUGAAACGUUUGACCCAAGUUAAACAAUUUAAAGGCAAUGCUACCAAAUACUAAUUGAGUGUAUGUAAACCUCUGACCCACAGGGAAUGUGAUGAAAGAAAUAAAAGCUGAAAGAAAUCGUUCUCUCUACUAUUAUUCUGACAUUUCACAUUCUUAAAAUAAAGUGGUGAUCCUAACUGACCUAAGACAGGGAAUUGUUACUAGGAUUAAAUGUCAGGAAUUGUGAAAAACUGAGUUUAAAUGUAUUUGGCUAAAGUGUAUGUGAACUUCCGACUUCAACUGUAUUUGCCCAUGGUAGAAUUGGUCAGAAAGUGAGAAGAUGGAGGUGCUCAAAGUUUACCCAUUUUGCCUUACCUACAUCCAUGUCUUCAUCACUGGAAAAGAUAAACGGUUGAGUUUGAUAUGAUUUAAAAGCUUACAAACUAUUUUAUAAUUUCAAGAAAUAAAUGUUUUUUUAUACAAAAUAAUAAUAUCCUUUAAUGUCAAUUAUCUAAAAACCGCAUAUUUUGUCAUUUAGACCCUCUAUGACAUCAUCUGAGUUUUUUUUUUGUGCCUGCCAUUGGUUGAGACACAGCAUGCUCUUGAAUACUGGGUGGGUGUCAUUUCAAUCAUAGAAAUAGAAUGGACAUAUCCCUUCAAACUGGUGAUAAUUACCUGGUACAUCAUUGACAUUUGAAUUGAAAUGUUUACUUCCAAUUACUACGACAAAGAUGGCCGCCGGUCCACCAUCGACUGUCAACAUAAAUGUCUAUUCUAUUAUUUAUAUUAUUUCAAUAGGUUUCCUAUGGAAGACAUACAGUAUAAUAUAAAACUGAUAUUCCCAUUCAAGUCAACAUUCUCUGAUGUGUGGACCUCCAACCAUCUUUGUGCUACCAUUUGAAAGUGAAAUGUAAAAUGUAUUCCCAUUUUAGAACAUCCACCCUGUAUUCAAGAACAUGCUGUGUCUCAAACACCUCAGAUGAUUUCAAAUAGGGUCUAAGCUACAAAAUAUGCGAAAAUGAAAAUAAUCAGUUUACAAAUGUAAAAAUGACGAUUAAAAAAUGUAUAAUCAUACUAUAGAUAUGAUGUGCUAUAAUUUGUAUUGUUUAUUAUGAGUGUUGAAAUAGACCGGAUAUGCUUACUUAAAGCUGCGUGUGAGUCAGGAGAAAUGUGUUUAUCAAAAGCAUCUCCAGUUGCUCAAACUUGCUAUUUCUCCAGAAUGGAUAGAGAAGUGGUUACAGAAGCCGGCUGCUUGUGUGGUUGGAUCCUCUUUUCUUGCAAAAAUGGGAACUUCUGUAAAAUAAUCUGUGAUAAGACACUAAAGCACGGUUUCCCAAACACUUUUGGCACACCACCCAAUUUUGAUAUCUGAACAUUCUCGCGACCCCAACCAUGUGAUUAACAGCCAAUGUUUACUUUUUUUAUUGGGGCUAUGGCAGUCAAUUGCAAAACAUUCUAACAGUUUUUCUGAUUGUAUUCGCAACUCGGCAUCAUAUACAGUGGGGAGAACAAGUAUUUGAUACACUGCCGAUUUUGCAGGUUUUCCUACUUAUAAAGCAUGUAGAGGUCUGUAAUCCAGAAAAUCACAUUGUAUGAUUUUUAAGUAAUUAAUUUGCAUUUUAUUGCAUGACAUACAGUGGGGGGAAAAAAGUAUUUAGUCAGCCUCCAAUUGUGCAAGUUCUCCCACUUCAAAAGAUGAGAGAGGCCUGUAAUUUUCAUCAUAGGUACACGUCAACUAUGACAGACAAAUUGAGGGAAAAAAAUCCAGAAAAUCACAUUGUAGGAUUUUUUAUGAAUUUAUUUGCAAAUUAUGGUGGAAAAUAAGUAUUUGGUCACCUACAAACAAGCAAGAUUUCUGGCUCUCACAGACCUGUAACUUCUUCUUUAAGAGGCUCCUCUGUCCUCCACUCGUUACCUGUAUUAAUGGCACCUGUUUACAUUUACAUUUACAUCAUUUAGCAGACGCUCUUAUCCAGAGCGACUUACAGUUAGUGAAUACAUUUUAUUUAUUUAUUUUUUAUACUGGCCCCCCGUGGGAAUCAAACCCACAACCCUGGCGUUGCAAACACCAUGCUCUAUCAACUGAGCUACAUCCCUGCCGGCCAUUCCCUCCCCUACCCUGGACGACGCUGGGCCAAUUGUGCGCCGCCCAUGAGUCUCCCGGUCGCGGCCGGCUGCGACAGAGCCUGGAUUCGAACCAGGAUCUCUAGUGGCACAGUUAGCACUGCGAUGCAGUGCCUUAGACCACUGCGCCACUCAGGAGACAUAUAAAAGACACCUGUCCACAACCUCAAACAGUCACACUCCAAACUCCACUAUGGCCAAGACCAAAGAGCUGUCAAAGGACACCAGAAACAAAAGUGUAGACCUGCACCAGGCUGGGAAGACUGAAUCUGCAAUAGGUAAGCAGCUUGGUUUGAAGAAAUCAACUGUGGGAGCAAUUAUUAGGAAAUGGAAGACAUACAAGACCACUGAUAAUCUCCCUCGAUCUGGGGCUCCACGCAAGAUCUCACCCCGUGGGGUCAAAAUGAUCACAAGAACGGUGAGCAAAAAUCCCAGAACCACAUGGGGGGACAUAGUGUAUGACCUGCAGAGAGCUGGGACCAAAGUAACAAAGCCUACCAUCAGUAACACACUAUGCCGCCAGGGACUCAAAUCCUGCAGUGCCAGACGUGUCCCCCUGCUUAAGCCAGUACAUGUCCAGGCCUGUCUGAAGUUUGCUAGAGUGCAUUUGGAUGAUCCAGAAGAGGAUUGGGAGAAUGUCAUAUGGUCAGAUGAAACCAAAAUAGAACUUUUUGGUAAAAACUCAACUUGUCGUGUUUGGAGGACAAAGAAUGCUGAGUUGCAUCCAAAGAACACCAUACCUACUGUGAAGCAUGGGGGUGGAAACAUCAUGCUUUGGGGCUGUUUUUCUGCAAAGGGACCAGGACGACUGAUCCGUGUAAAGGAAAGAAUGAAUGGGCCCAUGUAUCGUGAGAUUUUGAGUGAAAACCUCCUUCCAUCAGCAAGGGCAUUGAAGAUGAAACGUGGCUGGGUCUUUCAGCAUGACAAUGAUCCCAAACACACCGCCCGGGCAACGAAGGAGUGGCUUCGUAAGAAGCAUUUCAAGGUCCUGGAGUGGCCUAGCCAGUCUCCAGAUCUCAACCCCAUAGAAAAUCUUUGGAGGGAGUUGAAAGUCCGUGUUGCCCAGCGACAGCCCCAAAACAUCACUGCUCUAGAGGAGAUCUGCAUGGAGGAAUGGGCCAAAAUACCAGCAACAGUGUGUGAAAACCUUGUGAAGACUUACAGAAAACGUUUGACCUGUGUCAUUGCCAACAAAGGGUAUAUAACAAAGUAUUGAGAAACUUUUGUUAUUGACCAAAUACUUAUUUUCCACCAUAAUUUGCAAAUAAAUUCAUUAAAAAUCCUACAAUGUGAUUUUCUAGAUUUCUUUUUCUCAUUUUGUCUGUCAUAGUUGACGUGUACCUAUGAUGAAAAUUACAGGCCUCUCUCAUCUUUUUAAGUGGGAGAACUUGCACAAUUGGUGGCUGACUAAAUACUUUUUUUCCCCACUGUAAGUAUUUGAUCACCUACCAACCAGUAAGAAUUCCGGCUCUCACAGACCUGUUUGUUUUUCUUUAAGAAGCCCUCCUGUUCUCCACUCAUUACCUGUAUUAACUGCACCUGUUUGAACUCAUUACCUGUAUAAAAGACACCUGUCCACACACUCAAUCAAACAGACUCCAACCUCUCCACAAUGGCCAAGACCAGAGAGCUGUGUAAGGACAUCAGGGAUAAAAUUGUAGACCUGCACAAGGCUGGGAUGGGCUACAGGACAAUAGGCAAGCAGCUUGGUGAGAAGGCAACAACUGUUGGCGCAAUUAUUAGAAAAUGGAAGAAGUUCAAGAUGACGGUCAAUCACCCUCGGUCUGGGGCUCCAUGCAAGAUCUCACCUCGUGGGGCAUCAAUGAUCAUGAGGAAGGUGAGGGAUCAGCCCAGAACUACACGGCAGGACCUGGUCAAUGACCUGAAGAGAGCUGGGACCACAGUCUCAAAGAAAACCAUUAGUAACACACUACACCGUCAUGGAUUAAAAUCCUGCAGCGCACGCAAGGUCCCCCUGCUCAAGCCAGCGCAUGUCCAGGCCCGUCUGAAGUUUGCCAAUGACCAUCUGGAUGAUCCAGAGGAAGAAUGGGAGAAGGUCAUGUGGUCUGAUGAGACAAAAAUAGAGCUUUUUGGUCUAAACUCCACUCGCCUUGUUUGGAGGAAGAAGAAUGAUGAGUACAACCCCAAGAACACCAUCCCAACCGUGAAGCAUGGAGGUGGAAACAUCAUUCUUUGGGGAUGCUUUUCUGCAAAGGGGACAGGACGACUGCACCGUAUUGAGGGGAGGAUGGAUGGGGCCAUGUAUCGCGAGAUCUUGGCCAACAACCUCCUUCCCUCAGUAAGAGCAUUGAAGAUGGGUCGUGGCUGGGUCUUCCAGCAUGACAACGACCCGAAACACACAGCCAGGGCAACUAAGGAGUGGCUCCGUAAGAAGCAUCUCAAGGUCCUGGAGUGGCCUAGCCAGUCUCCAGACCUGAACCCAAUAGAAAAUCUUUGGAGGGAGCUGAAAGUCCGUAUUGCCCAGCGACAGCCCCGAAACCUGAAGGAUCUGGAGAAGGUCUGUAUGGAGGAGUGGGCCAAAAUCCCUGCUGCAGUGUGUGCAAACCUGGUCAAGACCUACAGGAAACGUAUGAUCUCUGUAAUUGCAAACAAAGGUUUCUGUACCAAAUAUUAAGUUCUGCUUUUCUGAUGUAUCAAAUACUUAUGUCAUGCAAUAAAAUGCAAAUUAAUUACUUAAAAAUCAUACUAUGUGAUUUUCUGGAUUUUUGUUUUAGAUUCCGUCUCUCACAGUUGAAGUGUACCUAUGAUAAAAAUUACAGACCUCUACAUGCUUUGUAAGUAGGAAAACCUGCAAAAUCGGCAGUGCAUCAAAUACUUGUUCUCCCCACUGUACUUUUAAUGUGGGGCUAUGAGAGUCAAUUGCAAAUUAGUUUGACAUAAUUGAUAUCUCACCACCACUAAUGAGAUGGGUGUGCUUGAUGCGUGUCGCGUCUGAGCUUCUCAAAGUCAGGGGCCAUGGUCGACAGUGCGCACCUCAUCUCUCCUGUCACAUCCAACCUGGAUUUAUAUUUGUUUUUAAUGCAGACGAGAGCACUGAAUCGGCAUACUAUGGGUUUUAAUGCUCAGAGGGAGACGGCACAGUAUUUCCUUUGAGUCAGGAACCAAAACUCCUCCAUAGUGACCCGUGAAUGCGAUGUCUGCAACAUUCGGUCACAUCAGCUCGAUCAGCUGUUCGAUUUCACUUACCGACAUGUCACCUGAGCCAGGAUCACAAACGGAUUUCGCUGAUUCGGUCACUCAUCUGUAGAUUUUUUUUUUGUAUUUGCCCUGCAUGCUUGCGUUCAGUUCGUUCAGUUUCCCAAAUAUGUCUGUUACAUAGGCAAGGAGACAAAAAAAAAUGUAAUUACACAAAGUCAACGUACUGUUUUUUACAUCCAUUGCGAAUGACAAUUCCUCUCAAUUCAAAAAAAUCUUUCCAACACCCCCUCGAUAACCACCAAGCCUUGGUGUGAAAUGAAACAUUGUCAUGCUCUGAUCCCAUAUCUCCACAUAGUUUUGCGCGAUGUAGUUUACAAUCGAAGUUACCUGCUGCAUAUCGCUGAGUUCUGCGCUCAGCCCUUUUGCCACCAGUUGCUGUCGGUGUAUCCAUUAUAGCUCAGUGGGUGUAUCAUACAAUGCGUCUAUAUGGCAGAGGGAGACACAUUCAUAAUUAGAGUAGAAUCCAUUUUUCGUCAAUAUAGCCACGCAGCGCACUGAACAUCACCUGUGCUGUUUCAUGCUCGGGAAUCAUGAGACAGAACAUAAUGUCCUCGUGAAUAGCAUCCCCCGACAUGUAGGGAACUAAAGUCAAUGCGUGGGCAUCUCUGCCCUCACAGCUAAUGUCCAUUUGGAGAGCAUAAGGUGGGGAGUUUGAGUCGUUCAGUCAGUUUCCUCUUGAUUGCUAGCUAUAGCAUCAAUUCUUAGUUUCACAGUGAUAUCGGACAAAGGUAUUGAUGUGAUUUUCUGUGCCUCUGGCUCCCCACACAUUGUUUUCACCAUAUCAAUUGUGGUCGGUAAUAUCAGUCUCUACAAUAGUGUGUGGUUUCAGCCAUUCACUGUGGCAAUGAUUCAAGUGCAACGGUCAAGUGCAGCCUUUUCCCACGACCUAAGGGCGCUCUCUGGUUGAAUUUUUACUUUUAGAUUUGAAUAAUUUUCAUUUAGAUUUUUUAGGUUAACCACAUUUACAAUGAUUUUGAGAGACAAAGCUGACCCCAUUUUCAUAGACCCCUAGUUUGGGAAGCGCUGCACUAAAGGCAGUCUAAGUGACUUGACUGUUGAUGAGGUGCUGAUUGUAGGAGUCAUGUCAUGGGUCUGUUGGACUUAUACCCCCUCUCUCUCUCUCUCUCUCUUCUCUCUCUCUUUUUCUCUCUCUCUCUUUUUCUCUUUUUCUUUCUUUCCCCCUUCCCCUCCAGGUUGCACGUACAAUCAAUAACAUGCAGCAACAGAUCCAACAGCACCAGCGUCAGCUGUACCAGGCCCUGCUGAUGAAGCAGCAGCCCCCCGGCUCCCACUCCUCCUCCGGCCUGCACCCUGGCCAAGGCAAAUCAGCCCUGGACUCGUUCCCAGGCCACCCCCAGGCUCCGGGCCUCUCCGACCUGCACACCAAAGAGCCGCAGUCUUCUCCCAACUCCUACAGCCCCUACCCCCUCUGUGAGUCUAGCACACAGAUCUACACUCACACACGCACUCCUUCAGCCCUUACGCUCUCUUUACACCUCUCUCAAACUAGCUGUUUGUAUAGCUAGUAAGUAUUAUAUACGUCAAUAUACAGUUGAAGUCGGAAGUUUACAUACACCUUAGCCAAAUACAUUUAAACUCAGUUUUUCACAAUUCCUGACAUUUUAUCCUAGUAAAACUUCCCUGUCUUAGUUCAGUUACGAUCACCAGUUUUAUUUUAAGAAUGUGAAAUGUCAGAAUAAUAGUAGAGAGUGAUUUAUUUCAGCUUUUGUUUAUUUCUUCACAUUCCCAGUGGGUCAGAAGUUUACAUACACUCAAUUAGUAUUUGGUAGCAUUGCCUUUAAAUUGUUUAACUUGGGUCAAACGUUUCAGGUAGCCUUCCACAAGCUUCCCACAAUAAGUUGGGUGAAUUUUGGCCCAUUCCUCCUGACAGAGCUGGUGUAACUGAGUCAGGUUUGUAGGCCUCCUUGCUCGCACACGCCUUUUCAGUUCUGCCCACACAUUUUCUAUAGGAUUGAGGUCAGGGCUUUGUGAUGGCCACUCCAAUACCUUGACUUUGUUGUCCUUAAGCCAUUUUGCCACAACUUUGGAAGUAUGCUUGGGGUCAUUGUCCAUUUGGAAGACCCGUUUGCGACCAAGCUUUAACUUCCUGACUGAUGUCUUGAGAUGUUGCUUCAAUAUAUCCACAUAAUUUUCCUUCCUCAUGAUGCCAUCUAUUUUGUGAAGUGCACCAGUCCCUCAUGCAGCAAAGCACCCCCACAGCAUGAUGCUGCCACCCCCGUGCUUCACGGUUGGGAUGGUGUUUUUCGGCUUGCAAGCCCCCCCCCUUUUCCUCCAAACAUAACGAUGGUCAUUAUAGGCAAACAGUUAUAUUUUUGUUUCAUCAGACCAGAGGACAUUUCUCCAAAAAGUAUCAUCUUUGUCCCCAUGUGCAGUUGCAAACCGUAGUCUGUUUUUUUUAUGGCGGUUUUGGAGCAGUGGCUUCUUCCUUGCUGAGCGGCCUUUCAGGUUAUGUCGAUAUAGGACUCGUUUUACUGUGGAUAUAGAUACUUUUGUACCUGUUUCUUCCAGCAUCUUCACAAGGUCCUUUGUUGUUCUGAUUUGCACUUUUCGCACCAAAGUACGUUCAUCUCUAGGAGACAGAACGCAUCUCCUUCCUGAGCGGUAUGACAACUGCGUGGUCCCAUGGUGUUUAUACUUGAGUACUAUUGUUUGUUCAGAUGAAUGUGGUACCUUCAGGCAUUUGGAAAUUGCUCCCAAGGAUGAACCAGACUUGUGUAGGUCUACAAUUGUAUUUCUGAGGUCUUGGCUGAUUUCUUUUGAUUUUCCCAUGAUGUCAAGCAAAGAGGCACUGAGUUUGAAGGUAGGCCUUGAAAUGCAUCCACAGGUACACCUCCAAUUGACUCAAAUGAUGUCAAUUAGCCUAUCAGAAGCUUCUAAAGCCAUGACAUCAUUUUCUGGAAUUUUCCAAGCUGUUUAAAGGCACAGUCAACUUAGUGUAUGUAAACUUCUGACCCACUGGAAUUGUGAUACAGUGAAUUAUAAGAGAUAUAAUCUGUCUGUAAACAAUUGUUGGAAAAAUUACUUGUCAUUCACAAAGGAGAUGUCCUAACCGACUGUAAGUCCCUGCAAUGUCCUACUUUAUCUCUCUGGUUUGUGUUGAGCUGUGUAUUCAAUGUUCAUGAUUUUUUUCUCUUUUAGCUGGACUCAAUCCAAACAUGAAUGUAAACUGCAUGGAGGUGGGGGGCCUGUCCAUGAAGGAGCCUCCCCAGCCCCAGUCCCGCCUGUCCCAGUGGACCCACCCCAACUCCAUGGACAGCCUCUCUGGAAACUCCUCUCACAUGGAGGCCAACCUCAAUAAGCACGGUAGGAGGAACACUACGAACUGUAUGACAAAGUCAUAUUCAAUACAACAGUUUUUUCCCUCAGGGGCAAUAAAUAUACAUAUACACGCUGUCAAACAAGAAAUCAAUCUAUUAGUCAUCUCGAUAGGGAAAUUGGGUUUGCUGCUCUCUUAGUAGUUUUCUUGUAAGAAAUAGUAACUUUCAGUUGACUCGCGUUGAAUGACAGUGUGACAAAUAACAUUUGAUUAACGUAUUUCACACCAACUCUCUCACAAGCCAACAAACAGACAGUCUCUGGGUUUCUUUCACACUGUUUUGCAUUCACAACAGAGAUGUUAACGCUGGAAAUAAAACAUGUGAGCCACAAACACCACCUCCCCUAACCUCUCCCACUGUGGAGCGAGCAACAAGCUGCUGUUCUGCCCUUUUUUAUAGUAAUCAAUGUGUACCGGUAAACAGGCGUUGUCAUUACUCGGAAGGCUUUUGUAUGUUUCCACAUGUCUCAAUGAUGAAACAGUGUGGGAAAUCUCGUCUGGAAGUAUUCAGUGUGAAAUCAAUUGUUUGUUUAUCUCUUUAGUGUCUGACAUUUAAAAUGACUAUCUAUUUCUCAAAUUAUGUCUCACGUUGGUAUUCAUCUGGAUGGAUCCUUGAGACCCAGUGUUCCUUUUACUCUCCAUACUCCACUAAGAGCAACACUGACAACCACUCUUACUUUGUCGUGUUUUUAAGCUUUCUAUGAUAAAAAAAAAAAAAAAAAUGUUUGUACUCCAACGGCUGAGACAUCUAUACAUGUAUUUUAAAUGUCAAAAUACAUUAAUUAAUUCCUUGUCCUAGGUGCCAUUUCUGCUGCCUCUAACCUGGGUCCCCCUGGAAAGCCCCCCCACAUGGAUGACUCCUACAGCCCCUACAAUAUGAUGGGUGGGUCUGAGUCCCCCACCUCCCCCCUGGUUCCCCCUGACAGCUGGGGCCAGGGACCGGGCAAGAGCCCCAAGGACCAGAUCACCAACGGCACCAAUAUCAACUGGCCCCCAGGUUGGUAGCGAAGACAGACACUUCUAAAUCCCUUUCAAUCAGAUCAAACUUUAUUUCACACAAGAUCAUGACACACUUUAACGAAAGGGAGGAUAAAGAAAAGAGAAACAUACAACUAUUUUGAUAAUUUGAGAGAAAAUAUUUAGAAAGGAAAACACGUAUUUAAAUUGUUCCCCACAACAUCAUGUGAGUUUAAAGGUUAAAUAACCAAUGUACUGACUGUAUUGUCCUCCAUGUUGUCUCCUCAGAGUUCUGUCCAGGCGUGCCCUGGAAGGGCCUGCAGAACAUUGACCCUGAGAACGACCCCAACAUGACCCCAGGAAGUGUUCCCAGCGGCCCCACCAUCAACACCAACAUCCAGGACGUCAACCGCUACCUGCUCCGGGACCGCAGUGGAGGUGAGGAAGGGGUCUAUCAGGGAGACAGGGUCUGGAGUUACUUGCCUUUGUUAGGAUGCACGGAUCGUCAAAUAGACUGUAUACAUUCAUUAACAGGGCAGGUCUCUGCUGUUGAUGCUCAAACAGGUUUUGACUUGUAUUAAUGUAUUGACAUUUCACUGUAUUGACAACUUUUAGCUAAUCCUAUUCCUUUCCAUGGCACUGAAGGGGUUACAGUACUACCUCACUUGUUGUGGCCGUGCCAUCCAGUAGCACAGGCCCUAUUGAAUUGAUACAGUUUCUUUAAAUCAAGUUGUACAUGUUUCUUUCCCCACCACCCCCUCUGUCCAUAACAAUGGGUCCCACGGCUAGGCUCUUCCCCUCCUUCACCACCUCAGAACGGUGCUCUGCCCCCCUCCAGCGACUGGCCAGUCAGUGGCUGCUACACUAGCUCUUUCAGUCUGUCCUCCCCGGAUGAGGAGAGUGCAGGUACAGAGUACAGCCCCCCCCCCCAGCCCCUAUGUGGACUUGCUGACCCCUUGACCACCAUGCUUGACCCCCCUUUCCCCUAAUUACCACCAUAGCAACACACCUCUAUCCUAUUGUUUGUGUGUGUGGUCUGUGUUUGUUGAUAUGAGUGUUACGGUAGAUAGGUCCUUCCUUUGCCUAAUUGAAUCCUACUACCCAGUGCUGGUGUAUCAAGUGCUCCACAAUGUGAUUGCAUUGUACUCCUCAUGGAAUGAAAAGUUUGAGUGUUUGAAUCAAGAAAUGCUUUGAAUGUUGUGGCCCUAGACCCGUAUGCAUAAGCAUGUGUUGACGUGAAAUUGUUGUUGCAGUUAAGCAACCCACUUAGAAUUGCUAUGAAGUCUUGAAAAAUGUCCCCUUUUUAAAUGUCUGUUUUUACAUUCAUGUUUCCUGUAGAGUCUCCAAUAUGACUCCUAUAAACCGAUGAAGUCAAGAUUGAGGUUUAUUGUUGAUGAACAAGUGUUAAUAUGGGGCUUCAUUUUAAAACUUUGCAUCUGCCCAAAGUUAGUUAGAUUUCAAAGAAAAUCUUUCUAAUAACAGAUUAUAGGCCUACAUAAAUUGUCUCAAUCUCUCAUAGAACAUAGGCUUCCAUAGAGGGUCUCCAUCUCUACAACAGUAUCUCAUAUGUUCCCCUCUUUUCUCUCUCAGGUAAACUAUCUGACAUGAAGUCCACCUGGUCCCCGGGGCCCAUCUCCCACCCCUCCCAGGCCUCUCUGUCCCACGAGCUGUGGAAGGUCCCCCAGGGGCCCCGCAACAACACAGCCCCCUCCAGGCCACCUCCGGGCCUCACCAACCCCACCAAGCCCUCUUCCACCUGGGGAGGAAACUCCUUGGGUCUGGCCCAAGGCUGGAGCAGUUCAUACACCUCAGGUGAGAUGCCACACUACAACUCCCCAGCCUGAAAUAUAGACCAGGGGAGUUACGCUGUAACAAGUGUAAAGACUAAAACCUGGUAAUAUACCUAGUAGAGGAAAAUCAACUAACACUAUGAUCAGGGGUUUGGACUUAGUCGUUUUGAGAUUGAUUAAAAGUCAAUUCAUGACUUGAUGCUCAUUGAAAACCAUUGAGUUGACCCUCGAUUUCUGCCUACACUACCUUGUGCUUUGUCAACAUCCUACACAUUUACCUAAAGAAGCAUAGCUUCUCCUAUGUGUGGUCGCUGUAUAGUGUGAUGCUCCCCCACUAUGUUUUAUGCUCCUCUCCCCUCCUCACUCGCUGUAGUAAGGUGGAGUCAGACACACCUCGCUGUGGUUAGAGGCCCUUGUCUCACUGAAGUCUUGUGGUUUACCAGAUAAGACUAAAGGAUUGUUGUCAUGGCUUCAAAGAGAACCGUAACUGUGUGACCUUAUUUUUGCACGAGUCCUUAAGCUAACACUGAUGUAAAAGUGCUUACAUGAGACAAUGUUCUCAUGUUUUAAAUGUGUUUUGAAUAAAACAUUUUUUAUAUUUUAUAAAUAUAUAUUUUUUACAAUAAACAUGCAUAGACAAAAACAAUAGACAAUUUAACAUUUACAUACAUAGAAAUAUGUUUUCAUCAAUAGAAGACAAGUUAUUGACCAAAAAGGAUUUAUUUAUAUUUUGUGUGGAACUGAAUGUUGACUGAUCAUGUUUCUCUCAGAGGGCUCCACCUGGAGCACAGACAGCUCCAACAGGACCAGUAGCUGGCUGGUCCUGAGGAACCUCACCCCCCAGAUAGACGGCUCCACCCUGCGGACGCUGUGCAUGCAGCACGGCCCCCUCAUCACAUUCCACCUCUUCCUGACCCAGGGAAACGCUGUGGUGCGCUACAGCUCCAAGGAGGAGGCUGCCAAGGCCCAGAAGUCCCUGCACAUGUAAGACUCCCAUACUUGAAGGGAAAAACUACUCAAAACCACUCUGGAUUUUGCAUCGUCAUGAUGAUGUGGCCGGUGACACUUUGCUUCUUGAAAGUCCAAUAUCUUGAAAGCUUGACUGCUGACAUGCAAAACAUUUUGGGACUGUGGACUAAUAACAAAAUAUAGUUUUUGAGUGGAUUUUCCCUUUAACCCAUACUCUAUGCUGUUCAGGGUAGUGAUUAUCUCCAUCUAACCUAAAACAACACACAAAAUAUUGUCUCAACCUCCAGGCUAUAUACAUCUCACUGACAAAAUAUCAACGCCUAUUAGGAAAUACUUGUACUGUACUUCACCACGUGUAAGAAAAUACAUUUUGAUACUGUAACAUCUGUAAGUAUGUGAUGUAUAACUGAGUCCUUUCCUGCUCCUAGGUGUGUGCUGGGGAACACCACCAUCCUGGCGGAGUUUGCCGGGGAGGAGGAGGUGAACCGCUACUUUGCACAAGGCCAGCAGCAGCAGCAGCUUCCGCCCACCACAAGCUGGCAGCCCAACCCCGGCACCAAUCAGACGCGCAUGGGCGGAGGCUCGCAGCAGCACGCUAUUGGCCAUCACUGGAGCAGCGGUGGUGGCGGCCUGGGGGGAGGAGCCAAGACGGGUGGAGGCGGAGACCUGCUGUGGGGGGGCGUGCCCCAGUACUCCAGCCUGUGGGGGCCCCCUAGUGGCGAUGAUAGUCGCGGUGUCAUCGGGAGCCCCAACCCCAUCAACACGCUGUUGCCAGGCGACCUGCUGAGUGGAGAGUCCAUGUAG
Molecule: messenger RNA, 55892 nt
Organism: Coregonus sp. 'balchen'
Lineage: Eukaryota; Metazoa; Chordata; Actinopteri; Salmoniformes; Salmonidae
Source: the annotation of a GenBank genome assembly